Plutella xylostella (diamondback moth) is the source of this 48058-nucleotide messenger RNA. RefSeq names its product Muscle-specific protein 300 kDa (gene Msp300). The record is from RefSeq and is a predicted model, not a curated record. NCBI's taxonomy places the organism in Eukaryota, Metazoa, Arthropoda, Insecta, Lepidoptera, Plutellidae. Gene Ontology annotation, biological process: nuclear migration. Gene Ontology annotation, cellular component: meiotic nuclear membrane microtubule tethering complex; nuclear outer membrane; cytoplasm. Gene Ontology annotation, molecular function: actin filament binding.
AGCGUGGCCGAGGGCGCCCGACGCCGCCUCAGUUCAACGCCGGCUGCCGACAGGAAUUUCCUAAAAGCAUCGCAAACCGCGCAAUUUUCGAACGCUCACGACUUGGUAAGAGCACACCAUAAACGGCAAUCGGAACUUCGAAAACAUCCAAACUAGGAUACUAAAAAAACGGUGAAAAAUCUAGUGAAUUCCUAAAAAACGUGGUUCAGUGAAAAGUGUGUGGUGUACCAAAAGCGUUUUCGGAACUUACGCGAUGCUCAUGGCUGCGUGACACCGGGUUGACACGCUUCAACUCGCGAGAUGUCCCAGCCGCCGGGGCGCGGGCGCGCGCGCUACCCGGGCCCGCCAUCCCCGCUACACUACCGCCCCCCGUCCCCCUGGGCGCCAAGCCCGCCCCCGCUUAUCUCCGGGCCUAGACACCCGAACGCCAUCAUGUCCCCACCGCCCAUGCACCCGUCCCCGAGGCCGUUCCGUCCUUUACACUCGCCCGGCUUCCGGCCGCACUCUCCCACCCCGAGUUCUCACUUCUCGAUAUCCCCGUACCCCAUGUCCCCGACGCUGGGGCAGUCCCCGGAGUACUACUACUCGUCCCCAUACGAGGGCGUGCGGGAGUACGACUACGCCGGCGUGCCGCUGGAGCCACCGCCGCCGCCGCGCCCGCCGCUCUGCGAGGAGGAGGAGGAGCGCGGGCCCUCCACCGCUGAGAUCAUCGCCAACCAGUCGCAGGAGGGAUAUGUUGAUGAGAAGCUGGCGGAGUAUCAGCUCACGAUACAACUGUUGCAAGAUGAACAGGAAAGGGUGCAAAAGAAAACAUUCGUUAACUGGAUCAAUUCACAUUUAUCGAAACGGGUGCCGCCGCUCCGCAUCGACGACCUGAUCCACGACCUUCGCGACGGCACGCGGCUGCUGGCGCUGCUGGAAGUGCUGUCGGGGGAGAAGCUGCCAAUGGAGCGCGGGCGUGUCCUCCGCCGCCCGCACUUCUUAUCCAAUGCGAACACGGCGCUCCGCUUCCUGGCGGGCAAACGGAUCAAGCUGGUGAACAUCAACGCCGCCGACCUGGUGGACGGCAGGCCGGCCGUCGUGCUCGGCCUCAUCUGGACCAUCAUACUGUACUUCCAGAUAGAAGAGAACAGCCGAGCUCUCGAGUACCUGGUCGGGUCUCGCUGCGCGUCCGUGAUGUCCCAGGAGUCGGGCACCGCUACACCGCGCGCCGAGGAGCGCUGGAAGCAGGGCGCCAAGAAGACGCUGCUGCAGUGGGUCGCCAACGCGCUGCCCAAGGACUCCAACAUCCAAGUGACAGACUUCGGCCCGUCCUGGCGCGACGGCAUAGCCUUCCUCGCCAUCAUAGACGCCAUCAAAGCGAACCUCAUCAACUUGGCCGAGAUGAAACGCAAAACUAACCGGCAGCGGCUGGAACAUGCGUUCGACGUGGCUGAGAGCCAGCUCGGUAUAGCCAGGCUGUUGGAUGCUGAGGAUGUGGAUGUGGAGAAGCCUGAUGAGAGGUCCAUUAUGACUUAUGUGGCGCAGUUCUUGCACAAGUAUCCGGAGCCUAAGACGACGGGCCCCGACGCCGUGGCCGCCGUCCAACAGGAGUACGAGUCCCUCCGCCAGUGGCUCGCGGACAGAGUGAACCUCACGCAGCGCCAGUACGACUCCCGCACGCUCAGCCGACACUACGACGACUACGUCAGGGCAGAGAACGAACGCCUCUCCAAAGAACCAGUCUACAUGAAGCUGGAGAAACUCAUGUACACACAAAGCUUAGUCGCCAUAGCUCCCAAGUCUUGGAGAGAACUUGUGGACCUAUGGAUCGAGUUAGAGAGGCUGCAUCGCCGGUGGCUCUGGCUGUUAGACUCAGAGCUGCCCGGUGAUUUCAGACAUAUAGGAGAAUGGCUAGCCCGCGCAGAGUAUCUAUUGUAUUUCGAUGAGAUACCAACGAAUUUGGACGAACAGACCGCUGCAGUAAUCAGCGAAAAGCUCGAAGAGCAUAGCGAGUUCUUCGCCAGUCUUCCUGAAGUUAUUGAGAGGUUCGAACAGGCUCUGCGCUCGCAGGAUGCCAGUAGGAUACCUGGGGAGAGACUGCAAGACAUGCAGCAGAGGUUGCAAGCAGUCAACGUGAAAGCCCCACAGAGGAAGGCGCGGCUAAAGUUCCUAGAACACAAAUGCUGCAUCGUCGCCUUCACCGAACUAACGAAAGCUAAACUCGCCGCCUGGACCGGCAAAUACGGUAGAAUAGACCACGUCCGUGCCUUACUAGAUGACUACGACAAUUUUGUAACGAAAAACAAGAUCUUCCAAGAGUUCGAUCGCGCCUACGUCGACAUAAAACAAGUGGCCGACGAAUACAAGCGCGUUUGCGAAGUAGAUAGGUCAGAGGGUCGAGAAAUCGACUCAUUCCUCAAAGAAGUAUCAGAAAACUGGAGACGUGUAUCAUCAGACGUGCGUUGCGCUCGAAGCGUGCUCGAAGAGGUCAUUUCCCACUGGGAGCGUUGGACGUCCUUAUCCAGCGAGUUCACAGAAUGGUUAGACCGGGCUCAGACCAUGCUUAGGGUAUCUGAAGAGGAGCGUUUAGAGUUCUUCCAAGAUGUGACGGUGUGGAAGACCCGUCAUGGCGCGCUGGGGGACACGGCCGGGUUCCUGGCAGCUACGUGUGCGGAGGAGCACGCGAGUGAGGUGCGCAGGAAGUACGCCGAGAUCACCGAGCGCUGGGACCGAGUGUGGGAGGAGGCGGAACGCUACUCCCGAGGCGGCGACGCCCUCCGCCACCGGCGCGAGGUCUCGGCCGGGACUCGAACCCUGGACGCGUGGCUGGCGGGCGCGCACUCGCUGCUGGCGCGGCCGCCGCGCGCCGCCGCCGCCGACACACGCGCCCACAUACACCAGCUGCUGCAGCUCAAUGACGAGAUUGAGCAGCAUGAGGACCUGUUCAAAAACAUUAGCAGAACCUUCCAAUCAACAAUCGCCGAGCUGCCCCGAGACGAAGUAGAACAAAACAUGGCGAAGCUCAAGCAGCAGAAGGAAGCCCUGGUCUACGUCAGAGCCACGGUGCCCGUCAAACUGCACCAGUACAGGCAACUGUUAGUGCAGCAUGAGAGCCUGGAGAGCGGGCAGAAGGAGAUCGGACAGUGGCUGGAUAAAGCCGAGAGCUUGUUGAGCGAGCAGAAUGUUACGACGAGGGAAACGAUAGAAGAGACAUACACGAUCCACCGCACAUUCUUCUCUCGCACCACCUACUACCGCUCCAUGCUCGAGAGCAAAAACAAGGUGUUGCAGAACAUCCACAGUACGAAUGCAGACCACAGCGCCGAUGAGAGCGAACAGUUGCACUACAUGAAGCAACUUAACGACAGAUUCGCGCACGUAUCCUCCGAAGCGACCCGUCGUGAGGCCAACCUACAACACUUGGUCCGCGCGUGGGAGGACUUCGACAGCAAACGGCGGGUCGUCGAAGACUGGGUGGCUAGAGCCGAGGCUCUCCUAGCUGACUCUAGGGUGGACUCGAAGCAGGCUGUGGACUUCCAUAAGAGGUUCUUCCAGGGGGCUGAUGAGAGAUUGGUGGCUGAGCUGGUGCGGUCGGGGAGGGAGCUUAUUGAGCUCGUCCCAGAAUCCGAGCGGCACUCCGUGGUACAGUCAGUGGAAGAUCUCCAGCACGCGUGGCGCGCCGUCCUCGGCCGCGCGCCUCCACACCUGAUGAGGCUCGAGUUCAGGCUCGACCAGGCCGUGCUUGUACACUGCAUCAAGGAUAUUGAGAAGGAGAUUGCUUAUGAACAACAGGCGUACAACCAAAGCGACGACGCCGACGCGAUCUUACUCCGCAACUCGGAAUACUUCCGGCAGCACGGCAAGAUCCUUCAAGUGGAGCAGUCUCUUCAGAACCUACACAAGAUAGCGGACAGCUACACGCAACAGACGCAAGAUCAUAGUCUUGAGGAGGAGCUGGCGAAACACCAGGCCGAGUGGGAUAGCGCGGUCAGGAGGGUCGAGGAGUUCAGACAAACCCUUCAGCGCAUUCCGGCCAAGUGGGAGCAGUACCGCGCGAAGUUCGCAGAGAUGCAGCAGUGGAUGCAACACGUCGACACUACGAUGGACAGCAUCGUGCGGGAGGUGGACUCGGCUGAUGCCUUCGAGAGGGAGAAGACCAUCUUCCAGAACAUCUGCCGUGAAGCCGACAAGAAGAGAGAGGACAUGAAGUGGCUGGUCCAAACCCUAGACAUGCUCACCAACCACUGCUCAGAAGCGGAAGCCCAGGAAGAACAAGUCAAACUAGAAAACCUCAUCGCCAGAUACAAAAACUUAAUCCCAACCAUCGAAAUUACCAUGAUAAAGACCGAAACAUACACCAGGUGUUACACUUACCGUCGCGAAGUGCACGAAGUUAUCUGCAUUCUGGAAACAGCUAAAGAACAAGCGUCGGUGGUUCCUGAACCGCAGUCGCUGCAACAUGUUGAGCAACUGGUGUUGGAGCAGCAAGCGGCUGUACAGAAACUAGACCGACACAGACCCUCGGUCAUGUCUAUGCUACAGAGAGGCAAAGAACUUAUCAAGGACGCCAACGCACCGGCCUUCGUCAGAGAAGAUGUCAGGACGUUGGAAUCAGGCUGGAACACAGCAUAUGACUCCAACACUGAAAGGCUAGACAAGCUCCGUGACACACAAAAGGUCUGGUCCAACUACGAAUAUCAGAAAGAUGAACUGAUAUCGGACUUGGACAGAAUCGAAAGCUAUGUCGCUCAUCCAGGCUUGGAGUUGGGCGUAACUAAUAUUGGACGUGAACUACAAGAGACUAAAACGUACAACGCAGAUCUAGACAAAGCUAAGACUGAAAGACUUCCGCAACUACAAAGCGCGUAUGCUGAACUAAAAUCCCUGACAGCUAAUAAACCUAAGCCAGUUAUUGAAAAAGACCUUCAAAAUAUAGAGCGCAAACUGGACAGAGUUCAAGAUGAAGUGCAAACUAAAGUCGUGCAUCUGGAGAAGUUCAACGAAGAAUGGGUUAAGAUUGAACGCAAACUAGAACACGUACGGGAAUGGAUUAAAAAGGAAAGCCCCGCGUUGGUAUCCGAAAUCCAAUCUGAGAGUAUUACUCCCGAAGAGCGCGUGAUAAAAUCACAGGCGCUACAGGGUAUUAUAUCUGAGAAACUCGAAAUUAUUAAGGGAGUGGCCGAUCAAGGAGCCAAGUUAGCUGUCGAGCAUCGCGUCCAAGAUGCCAACAGGCUCAAGGGCGAAGUGGCCUUGUUGGAAAAGAUGAUGGCUGACCUCAAGCGGUCUACUGAACAACAAACCAAAGUAGUUGAACACGACUUGGCUAGCUGGCAGAAAUACCAGAAAGGUGUCGCUGAAAUCAAGCCAUGGAUCGAAGAGGCCGAAAUGAAACUCGGAAACCUCCCUAAACCAACGACCUUGCAAGAAGCUCAGCAACUACAACAGCAGUCGAAAGCCUUGGUCACUGACUGUGAUAAGCAAUUGAUGAAUCUACAGAUUCUUUCAAGCGUCAGUCAUCAACUGUCAGGAAAAACCAGUGCACCAGAUGAGGUCGACGCCAUACACUCACGAUGGGCGGUCGUACAUGACUUAGCUGAUCAAUGGAACAACAAACUUGACAAAUUAGUUUCCAAUUGGGAAAUCUUUGAACGUGAUGCAGAUAAACUAGCAGCUUGGGUGGAGAGUGGGGAGAAGCUUCUCAGCAGUCGCGCCGUAUCCAUAGAAACACCUCAAGUUGAAAAGUUAGACCGUGAACUAAAUAAGCUUAAGUCUUUCGGCAAUGAGAUCUCGCAACAACAAGCCAAGAUCAUCAGCUUGUCGCAGACAUGUGAUAACAUUUGCCACAGCAUACAACCUGAAGGCGCUACGGUACUAAAGAACAAAGUAGCCGAUAUAAAACAACGCACAAACGCGUUAGCCGAAACAGUCAGAACUAAAGUCAAUGAGCUUUCAGACAAAAUCAUUGUUAGACAAGAAUUCCAAACUAAACUGCACAACUUCGACAACUGGAUUACAGAUUUCAGACGCAAAACUGAAAGUUACGACCAAGUGGCUGCUGACAAAGUCGAACCUACAUUACAAUCCAUGCAUGUGCUUUUACAAGAGCAUGCCGCUAAAGAACCUGAAUUUACAGAUAUUUACAACGAAAUUAAGAACAUUACACUUAUGUCACAUCCAGACGAAACUAGAUCACUUUGUGACACAUACUCUAACAUCGCUGAAAACUAUCAAAUAAUUGAAAGCAACAUUCAACAAAACAAAGGAAUUCUGCAGAAAUGGGCAGAUCUUUUAAACUGGUAUGAAGACAACAAGCAGCAACUAGGUCACAUACAGUAUCAAAUCGACGGCCACAAACUUACCCCUGAGAGCUAUGAAAAACUCCGUCAGGAACUUGUAACUAUCAUCACGAAGAUUCCCGAAUGGAAGAGCAAUGUGGCUCUUCUGGACGGACCUUCAAGGGUCAAAGUAACUGAUCAAAACACUGGCAGAAUAAUGUCGCCCACCAGUCUGGUCAAAGAAAUCGAAGUAAAAGCAGAAGCUUUACUUAACCAGGUAACAACAAAGAGAGAUCUUGUCCAAAAAGUAGGUGCAAGAUGGGAUAAAUUUAAUAUGCAACAUAACGCUUUAACGGAAAUCUUGCACAAUGUGCAAACUGUGUUGAAUGAUAUGUCUCAAAAGACAUUGCCGUUGAAUGAAGCUACCAUCCAAGACAUGACAGAACAGCUAGACAAGAUAGACGCUGAUAUGAAAGAGAAGCAAAUCGUCAGAAAGGAAUUAAGAGAGGAGGGUCUGCAUUUAAUGAGAGAAGACCAACCUAAUAUGGGGACUAUACAAAAUGCUCUAUCAGCAGCGGAUAAUAACUGGGACCAAAUUGUAAACGCUAUACGUGACUCUAAGAAUAAAUACAUACUUCUAUCUUCUACUCUUCAAGAGUUGAAGAACUUCACAGUUGCUUUUGAUAGGGAAAUGAGCAGAGCUGAACAGUUACAGAAUGACUGUAAAGAUGCUCCUUGCGAUUAUGUGCAAACAGCGCAAUCCCUUGAGAAGGCUAAAAAAGCGCAUGAAAUUCUAAAGCGCUCCAAGAGUCUUCUUGACCAAAUGGAUGUAAUCAAACAGUCGGUGUUGAAGCAAGCAUCAACUUUAGGAGGUUUUGAUACUAGUCCUCUAGAGGAAUCAUUCUUGAACUCUCAAACACACUGGGAGAAGGUUAAUGAUGCCAUAAUUAAAAGGAUACAGGAUUUAGAAUCCCAACUGAUAGUUUGGAGGCAAAUAGAUGACACAAAGAACCAAGUAGUAAAUUGGUUAAGUGAAACCGGACAAAACUUGGCAAAUGCCUGUGAUAAUAUGGAAAUAAGAUUUGGACAAAGUCACCUUACUAAGUACAAGGAAGAGCUACCUUUGUAUUUAGGAUUAAAGAACAGCAUAGCAUCGAAAUGUGAGCAAAUUACAAACUUAAAUAAGAGUAUACCCCUUGGCCAAGUUACGUCAAUUGUAGAGUACUUAGACAACGAGUUUGAUGCUCUUAAACAAUUGGCAGAUAACUUGGAAAGUGCUGUGUCUUCACUAGAAACAAAGGAAACCAAAUUGAAGGACAAUAUCAAAAAGCUAUCUGAUUGUGUCAGUAAGAUUCGUGAUGACAUCAUCAAGUGCGACGACAUGACCGGAGACAAUGCCAAAAUCCUCGAUCGACUCAAGAAAUGUCAAGCUUGUAAAGGUGAACUACAAAAUCUAAAUGAUGAAAUUGACAACUUAACCGAAAACGUAUCGGAAAUGAACGCAAAUUAUCCUGGCUUCUAUGAAUCAUUAGUCCCAAAAGAAUUAAGUGCCUUACAAAAGAGAUUUGAAAGCGUUGUUAUUCACGCCAAUAAAACUGAAACAACCCUGCUUACGUUCUUGCAAAAACUAUUUACAGACAAAUUAGGAAUAUUUAAUAGGAACCUAAAGAUAUUAGAUGACAAGACCCGUUGGUGUAUGCCAGAUGCGGCUAGUGAUAAAUAUAACCUAGAAGUUAAAAUGGCUGCUCUGACUGAUGUAGAAAACGGUAUUGCUGAGUGCACCGGCAAGAUCAGGGAAUUGAAGGAAGCCAGUGAUAUAUUGAGAGUCGUUUCCGAACCUACUUGUGCUCAGGAAGCAGCAGCGCAGACCGAAAAAGCUCAAAAGAACCUAGACGUUCUAGCAGCCAAUUAUAAUGAAAUUAAAAACAGACUAAAGGAAAAUGUUGAAACUUGGCAAGACUAUGAGACUACUCUUGAAAAUGUUUCUGAAUGGCUGAAGGAGAAAGAGAAUAAAGUGAGAUUAGAAUCUGCAAAUCUUCUGACUCUCGACGAUAUUGAUACUAAAAUUGCUGAAAUCGAAAAGCUAAAUCAGGAAAUACAUGAUUAUGAAACUGAAAUUAAUAAACUCAAUGAUGUCGGUGAGAAGAUCAUAGCGAAAAAUCCUGAUUCACGUGUGACUCAACAUAUAAAUCACCUUGUGACAAGAUAUCAGACAGUAUCUAAAUUCAUGGAUGGCCAACUUGGCAGGCUUAAAGACUUGAAGGCCAACAAGGGAAAAUACCAGAAGUCCAUUGUUGAUUUCAAGAACUGGUUGACAGACGCUAACGGUAAAAUUAAAGAUUUAGCUUCAAUGAGCAAGCACUUAUCUAAAGCUACUCCAGCUGAUUUAGCCGAGAUGAAAAAGUUAAACGAUAAUAAAGAAGUUGGACAAAAACUGCUAAACAACGCUAUUGAAGCUGGUGAAUCGUUGUUCAGUGGAAUAACACCGGAAUGUCGAGAGCAAGUAAGGAAUGAACUAAGAUCGUUGAGAGACUACUUUGAAGAUUCAGCAGAUUCCCUUAAUAAUAUCAUAAAGGAUAUAGAAACCACUAUCAAUAAACGUUCGUCAUUCGAUGAUACUUUCAAUCAAGUCAACAAGUGGAUUGCUGAUAAAGAGAAUGAAUUAGGAGAGUUCAGGCUCUGUCCCACUCUGCCUGAAAAGAAGGCUCAACUUCAUACAAACAAGACCUUGCACCAAGAAGUGGAAUUACAUCAGUCUAUGCUAUCUCAAUUAACUGACAAAAUCAAAUUAUUACCCGAUGAAGAAGCGGAAAAAAGCCUUUCUAAAACUAUUGAGAGAUACACGAACAUGUCCAAGGAGCUUGAAAAGCGAGUGGCAGUUUGUGAAGGUCACGUCGCUGGACAUGAAAAAUAUGUUCAAGCAUUUGAGGAAUGUCGUGAUCGCCUCAACCAUAUUGUUGCUGAAAAUAGUCUAUUAAGUUACAGCGUUGUGACUCAGAAAGAGGAUGUUGACGCUAAGAUAGUUGCUAUUGAGAAAGUUACAGCUAAAGGGAAGGAUAUUGAUAAUCUUCUAUCCGGAUUGCAAACGCAACUACACUCAGUACUGGAAUCAACUAGUUCCAACGGACAUCCUGUAUUAAUAAGCGAGUUUGAACACCUUAAAAACACAUGGGGCCAAUUCACAACUCAAUGUCAAGAGCAAGAUAAGAAACUAAAAGAUACGCUAAAACAAUGGACUGAAAGUCAGAAAACAUUGGACGAACUUGAAGAAUGGCUGAACGUUAAAGAGAAUCAACUGAGGGACCAGAGUCUGAAGAGUAACCUAGAAGCCAAGAUAGCUCAUUUACAAAAAGUUAAAGAUAUUCAGGAUGAAUUAGCUUCCAGAGCAGCAGAUUUUGCUGCUUUAAGUGCAGGUAAACAAAAUGUUGCUGGAGAAUCAGAAAUUACCAACAAGACUUCCAAAUUAGCUACCAGAUACCAUACGCUAAAUAAUUUAGUGAAUGAAAACAUCUCGAAGUACGAAGUAUUUGUAUCAGAACACCAAUCAUUUGAAAACGAACAUGACAACAUGGAAAAAUGGCUGAUGAAUAUGCUCGGAGAGUUGCAAGACUUGAAUGAAAUAGUCGGUGACUAUGCUGUUCUUCAGGAUAAACAAAACAAGGCUAAGGAACUCUAUGAGACGAGAAAUAAAAAGACACCAGCUUUUGAAGAAUUCUUAAGUCUUGGCGAAAAAUUAUACGCGCAUACAAGCCCUGAUGGAAGAGAAGUCAUCCGUCAAAAGAUCCGCAAAAUUAGAACUUUAUGGGACAGCUUCGGCGACAGUUUCCAGGAGACUGUUAACAAACUAGAUCAGUGUCUACUACAGUUCUCUGACUUUUCAUUGGCUCAAGAACAGUUAACCAAAUGGCUUAAAGAUGUAGAAAAAGCCAUGCAACGUCACACUGAACUUAAAGCAUCUUUGGAGGAAAAGAAAGCACAGCUCCAAAAUCAUAAGAUUAUGCACCAGGAAAUCAUGAACCAUCAAACAUUAGUAGAGUCGGUAUGUGACAAGGCCCAACAGCUAGUUGACCAAACCCAUGACGCAUCACUAAAUGUCUACUUACAGUCGAUCAAACAGUUAUUCCAAAACAUCGUUACCAAGUCGCAGAACUUACAAGACAAUUUGGAAGACUGUGUAAAGAGGCACGAAGAUCUAGUGCGUCUUAUACAGCAAUACAAAGAGUGGCUCGGCUCGCAAUCUGAAAAAUUACUUGACAUCGAAAGCGCUACUGGUGAAAAACCAGAAAUAGUUAGAAAAUUACAGUCAGCCGUAGCUUUGAAAGACAUCGAAAAAUCUGGAUCAAUGAAACUGGAUGAAAUAAGAUCAGUAUUUUCCUCCGUUAGUAAGAGCACAUCUGAACCUGGAAAUGUAGCCAUCAAAUCUGAAAUUGACAAUUUGUUCACUCAACUGCGAAACGUUGUGGAAAACAUUGGAACUUCUGAACAAAAACUUAAAAAUACUUUGGAUAUUUGGAAUAAAUUUGAUGUGUCCAUAGAAUCCAUAACCGAGUGGUUAAAAGAUAUGGAAUCAAAAUGUAGAGACCAAAGUUUGUGUUCCACGUUGAACGAAAAAGAAGCUCAAUUGCAAAGAUAUGUUGAUUUACGCAAUAACAUCAACGCCAAAGAAAAGGAAAUUGAUGCCUUCGUCGAUGAGUCUCACAGCCUUAUCCAAUUGAGUGGUGUUGAGCGUCUGAAGCCUUUAGUUACACAAAUAAGCAGCCGUUACCAACAGCUUCAUGUAGUUUCUAAAGAAAUCGUCAACCACUGGUCCGAGUUAGUUGCGGACCACAAGAAAUACGCUCAAUUGCAAACUGAAUUUGACAACUGGCUUAAGCCACUGGAAGAACAACUUUCACAAAUGGUGACAAAAGAAGAUAAGCUUAGUAUUGAGAGCAAAGGAAAUAAACUUCAAGUAUUUCUACUUGAGAGAGAUAAUGGAGAACAUAAAAUCAGCAUUCUGACUGCAGCCGGAGACAAAGUGUUACCGGAAACUGCCGCUAAUGGCAGAGAAAGCAUACGCGCUGAAGUAAGAACACUCAGAGAAAGAUGGGAUAAAUUAAACGACACCAUUCUUCAACAACAAAAAGAAUUUGAAUCUCAAACCCUGCAAUGGUCUAGUUAUCAAGACGUCCUACAGCAGACACUAUCUUGGUUGGACGAAAAAGAAAAACUAGUAGAAGCUGAAGAAAAGGCCGUCCUUAAUUCCUCUCAAGAUAUCAAAUCUAAGUUGCUCAAAAACAAGACCUUGUUGCAAGAAAUCUAUUCUCACAAGAGAGUUAUAGAGACAGUGACUGAAAAGGCUAAGAGUGUGGCAGCAACAUUACAUUCUGGCAAGGACAAAAACGAUGAGAUGACUGCAAUAAUCCAGUCAGUUUGGGAUCGAUACAACGCCCUAACUGCCAGACUCGCUGGUAUCAUUGACAAACACGAAAGCACUUACGAAAUCUACCAACAAUUCACUGACCAACAGAAAUCUCUGCAAGAUUACCAAAAACACCUGUGGGACAGGCUUCACUUGCUAUCAGAUUUCAGCGGUAACAAAGCUGCUUUACAAAGUAAGCUGAAUAAGAUACAAGAGUUGUUAGAUGCCAUACCGACCGGCAAUAACAAGCUGAAGAUUUUGUCUGAUCUGAUUGACAGUAACAGCUCAAAGCUAUCUCCUAGAGGUAAAGAAGGCAUGUCUAGGGAGUUGGGAUUGCUGAAAGCAGAUCUGGAGAAGUUUACAGCAACUGUACACGACGUCAAGCGAGGCAUUGAAGACAAGAUCCAACAAUGGAUAGAGUUUGACAGUGCUAACGACAGGCUCCAACAUUGGCUGAGUGAAACUGAGAUGAGCUUGAAGACAUACACACCAAAAGCUACUUUGGAAGAGAAAGUUGACCAACUCAAUAAAUACCAGGAUCUUUGUAAAAAGAUUGGUAAUCAUGAAAGUGAAAUCGUCUCUCAAAUGAGCGCUGUGAUCAGUUUGGCAGAAUCCUUGGAUCAAGCUAUCUUAUCUAACUUGAAGAAGACAGAGAAUGACGUUGACAAAAUUUCUGAUGAGUUCAGUGACCUCAUUGAAAACUGCAACGACACUAGGAUCACAAUGAACCUUCAACAAAUGACGUCACGUUUCCAAUCUGUACAAUCUACGGCUAAGGAAUUAGUAAAGAAAUGUGAACAAGCUGUUAAUGAUCACACUGCUUACCAAGAUAAAUAUAAACAAUGCAACGAAUGGAUUAAGACUGCUCAGCAUAAGUUUGAUGAAUGUAACAAGAAUUUGUCAAACACUCCUGAAGGUAUCAAGGCCAAGCGCGAAAGCUUAAAUGAUCUUAUUAGCCAACGUAGAAAUGCUACGCUUCUUGUAAAUAAUACAUUUGAACUGGGAGAGAAGCUAUAUCCAUCUACAUCUCCUGACGGAAAGGAACUAAUAGAACAACAGCUGCAAGAAAUUCAGCAAGCUAUUGACAAUUUGUACGAUAACAUCACUAAAGCAGAAAGGGACCUAGACUCAGAACUAAACAAGUGGUCGUCCUUCGAAGAUAACUUAAAGAGUGUCAAACAAUGGCUUGCUGUAGCUGAAAAGAAUCUUCCGAAAGAUAUUGAACUGAAAGCUACUUUGGAUGAAAAGAGAAAUCAAUUGAAUGUUUACAGAACGUAUCUUACAGAUGCCACUGCACACCAACAGGAUAUUUCUGACCUUGAAGCUCGGUCUCAGAGCUUACCUGACGUGACUGAUGACAUUACGAAGGAAAUUAACAAACUCAAGCAACGACACAGCACCGUACUGUCUCGGGCUAAGUCUUUCGUUGAGCAAUACGAAGGAAUUGUUAAUAAUCAUCAACAGUACACUAAAUCGGUUAUGGAUCUUCAGGAAUGGGUGGAAUCCACACACAAUACCGCUCAACUUUGGGGUGACGUAAACUUAGAACGUGUGGCUUUGAGCAGUAACUGUGAAAAGCUAAAGUCUCUUCAGUCGGGCUUGCCUGAAGAAAAGAGCCGCAUUGAUAAGAUCCGUUCCUUAGGAGAAAAGGUUCUGCCUGGCACCAUCAGCCAUGGUCAAGCAAAUGUUAGAAGCCAAAUAGAUGCGUCGCACCAAGAGUGGGAGGGUCUGGUUUCAUUCAUCAACAAGACCAUUGAAUCUCUUGAGAACAAGAUACAGCAAUGGAAUGAAUAUGAAAACAUGAAGGACCAAUGCCUGGCUUGGAUUAGGAAUACUGACAACCAAAUCCAUGCUGUAGACUUGAAGGCCACUUUACCUGAAAAACAAAAACAGUACAACGAGUUCCAAGAAUUGCAAGGUGAAGUCAGAGCAAAAGAACUUGAAAUUGACAAUAUCACAGAAAAGGCUCAGCAACUCUACACUGGCGUUGGACCUCGCGGUUCACAAAUAUCAGAUCUAUCUGUCAAAUACCAGACACUGUCACAGAAGGUGAAAGAUUUGACGAACAGAUGGCAGCAGUACGUAAAAACACACCAAGAAUUCGCUAGUAAAAUCGCUGAAUGCUCACAGUGGAUCGAGGAAUUAAGAGACAAACUCGAUUUCUGCGCUGAUUUAAGUUCUUGUUCUCAAGAUGACCUGGAGACUAAGCUAGUUUUGAUCCAGAACCUUCUUCUGACCAAAGAUGAGGGUUUCACGAGAGUGCAAUCAUUGGUGGAACUGGCCCAGAACGUAAUGGCGAACACAGCACCAUCAGGACAUGACGCCAUCAACAACUCACUAGUAGCGUUACAAGAACAAUGGUCGGCAUUGCUUUCAAGAAUGAUCGAGACCAAGAACAUGCUUGAUGACUCCGUGACCAAAUGGGCUGGUUUCCUGGAACAAAUACAAUUGAUUGACAAGAGCAACACAUGGCUUGAAAACAUGCUAGCUGAACUCACUCCGUUCGAAACAUCAAUAUCUGACAAGAGAGCUCAACUAGAAAAACUAAAAGAAGUUGAAGAAAAGGCUAGGUGUGACCGUCUUGACGUUGACACUUUGAAAGCAAAGGCCGCAGAGAUGAUUGCUAGCGGCCAACAGAACGAAGCAGCUUCUAAGGCUCAAGAGACACUAAACAAAUUCGACUCCCUUUAUGACAAGAUCAAAAAACUGUUAGCUGACCGUGAAGAACAAUACAAGGACCACAGGCUUUACAAAGAAGCUCACGAUGAACUCAUCACGUGGCUCAGCCGAGCUAGAGAAAAGGUGCCAUCGCUGAAAUCAAAGCCGCUAAGUGAUAAAUUGGCUAUUGAAAACUCAGUGGCGCCUCUCGAAGGACUCAUCAACAAACAAGCUCAAGGAGAGUUACUGCUAGAGCACCUGCAACACACCGGAGAAGUUGUUCUAGCGAGCUGCUCAAAGGACGGUCAGACUAUUAUUAGAAACGAAAUGAAAGCUGCUAAAGAAAUGUUCAACGACUUGUUCAAUGAGAUCAAGAAACAGAAGAGUCAGUUGGAAGACAUGGUCAACCAGUUCCGUGAAUAUAAGGACGAAUAUGAGAGGCUCUCCGAUUGGCUAGCGCAGAAAGAGAUCCUGGUAAAGAAUCACAAGCUAGCCCUCCUAGGAACCGCUAAGGAGAAGGGCGCUCAAGUCAAUGAGGUCAAAGAAAUCGUUGACCAACUCCACAAAGGAAAGAAGGACAUUGAAACUUUCAAUGCUUCUGCUGCAGGACUGUUAUCUUCACAUCUAGACUCUUACGUUAACAACCAGCUGAGAUUACUGAACCAGAGGUACCAAGUUUUGAUGAACAUGGCUAACGAUGUGCUCAAGAAGGUGGAAACUAACUACGAGCAACACCAGACAUAUGAUGACAACUACACAAAGACCAAGAAGUGGGUCGACGAUGCGUGGGAAAUUGUCAGGAGUGGAAGCGACGCCGGCAGCAACAGCAGCAAGGAAGCUCUGCAGAAACGUCUAGAACAAAUUGAAGAUUUACUGAAGAGAAGAGAGGAGGGACAGAAUUUAGUCCAUGCCACAGUCAACAGCGGCGAAAAGGUACUCAGAAACACUAGAUCCGACGGCAAAGACAGAAUAAAUACAGAACUAAAGGAACUCCAAAAUGAAUGGGACCGUCUAGUCAAAAAGAUGACCACAGCUAAAGUCCACCUAGAAACGGCCCUGCUCCAAUGGGCCGACUACAGCUCCAGCUAUUCGCAGCUGCAACAAUGGAUCUCUGACAGAGAAGCAAAAUUACAAGAAGUGUGUGAACUUAAAGUCGCCAAGUCGAAGAAGGGGCAAGACCGUCUAGCCGGCCUGACCACCGGUCUGAGCCUCGGCGAGCGCAAGGCCACACUCCGUCAAACAAACAAUAUUGUACAAGAUAUCGUUUCGUUUGAACCCAUGAUUCAGUCUGUAACUUCCAAGGCUUCGGAAUUGAUGCAAUCGGCCCCUGCGUCCGAGAUCACUAGCAAAUACGAAACUCUUUCAAAGCAAGCUAAGGAUCUGUAUGAGAAACAGAAGGAAACAGUUGAGCAGCACCAGGCGUUCAUAAAUGCCGGUAGCGACUUUGUUCAAUGGAUCCGUGCUGCGAGGGAGAAGCUAGGAAAGUGUUCGGACGCUACGGGAGACAAGGAAUCUUUGAGCAGUAAGAUUUCCCAACUGAAGGUGCUGGAAAGCGAGCUGCCCGAAGGUCAGGCGAAACUGCAGAAAGCUCUAGAACAAGGUGAAAUCUCCUGCCAACUCGCUGAUGAUGAAGACAGAGAGGAGAUCGAGGAAGAAGUGGCUCUCAUGCAAGAGGAGUAUGACACCUAUGUUGAGCAACUAAACAACACGAAAGCCCUGAUCGAGGGCGGCAUCGUGAAGUGGACAGAAUACGAAGAACAAUACAAGGAAGCCCUGGACUGGUUGUCCAAGACUGAGACGCUAGUGCAGGCGUUUAAUAAACUGCAGAACAGUCUGGAGCAGAAGAAGGUGGUGCUUGAGGAGUUCCAGGGACACCUCCAAACGCUGUUCGACUGGCAGACCGAACUAGACAAGUUGAAUGUUCGAGCGCAGACACUUCUAGAGACAUGUGCUGACACGAGGAUCAGUAACGGCAUCACGCAGUUGACCACCAAGUACAACGCGCUGUUGUCGCUGGCUAAGGAGGUCAUGAAGAGGCUUGAGCUGCAUUAUCAGGAACACCAACAACACAACGCCCUGUACGGCGAGUGCCAGGACUGGCUGGACCGCACCCGGGAGAAGCUCAACCAGUGCGCCAAGAUACCCGACUCAUUGCAGGAGGUCAACAGCAAGCUGAACACGGUGAAACUGUUGAGACAGUCGCUGGAGCAGGGACAGAAUAAACUUAGAUACCUGCUAGAACUGAAAGAGAAGGUGAUAAUGAACACGGAGCAGUCAGGAGCUGCCAAGAUCCACGAAGACACGGACAGUCUGAAGCAAGAGUUCGACAAGCUGAUAGCAGACCUACAGGACGUUAGGGCGAAACUCACCAGCCGCGCCGCACAGUUCGAUGAUAUCUCUAAGAUUCACAAACUGCUAGUCGAAUGGCUCGACGACAUCGACCAAAAGAUCCAAUCGGACGACUCGCUCCUCAACGACUUAUCCGAAAAGAAGGCCAAACUAGAGAAAUUCAAGACCUUCAGUCGAGACAUCGACUCUCACAGUGACCUGGUGAACAAACUGAAUGAGAAACUGGCUGAAGACGCGUCUCUGAAGACCAAGGAUAUCGCUGACACGCUGGCACGCUACGACGGGAUCAAGAAAACCGUUGGUGAUAUGAUUGUGAAACUAGAACAAUACGUGAACUCCCACAUACAAUACAAGGAAUCAUACGACAGUUUCUACGACUGGAUCCGCGCGCGCAAGAUCGAGAUCCAACAGGAUUCCGACUCGCAUGGAGAGAAGAAACAAGUGCAGGAGAAGCUGAAGAAUGUUAGCAAGAUCAUCGACAGCCUGCCUAAAGGUGAAGCCCUCCUAAACAAGGCCGUGGACCUAAGCGAAGCGGUAAUGGAAACCACCGGCAACGAAGGCAAAGACAACAUCAACCAGGAGAUACGCCAGCUCAAGAUCGAGUGGGAGAAUCUCCAACAAAUCUGCAAAGACACCAGCAAACUGCUGGAGAAGUGUCUGUUGGCCUGGGCGGACUUCCUGGACACUCAGGACAAGAUGAGCAAGUGGGUCAAGGAGUUUGACGGCAAGUUGAAGCAAGUGCAGAAGGUGGACAAGAUCACGCCCGAGCAUUUGGACAAGUGUCGGCAACUGCUUGCUGAAGCCCUAGGCAACAAACAUGUCCUAGAAGAGUUGAACGACCGUUGCGAGAACUUGAUGGAGCUCAGUGCAUGCGCGUGGGUGCGCGACAAGACCGUCGCGCUGCAGACUGAAUACACCACCUUACUGACCAAGAUACAGAGUCUAGUCUCCAACGGAGAGAAGAACCUGUCAGACCACACUGAGUUCAUUAAGGCAAAGAACGAUUUGCAGCAAUGGCUUGAGACUGCCCACGGCACGGUUCAUGAUUCAGUAGGAGUAGGUGAUAUUGACGCCACUAAAGAUAAACUAGAGACUAUCAAACUGGUCAGCAACAGAAUGACUGAAGGACAUCACCUGCUAGUCGUCUUACAAGAAGCGUUCAAGAAGGCCCUCAACAACACUCCACCGGAGGAACAAGACAGCUUGAGGAAUGACGUACAAGUACUUCAAGAGAGCUGGGAUCAACUGAAGAUCGACCUCAACUCGAUCACAGCACAACUCAAAGCCGCCAUCGGAAAAUGGGAGGACUUUGAAGAAUCCAAGAACAAGAUCAACAAAUGGAUUAAAGAUACCGAAGCUAAUCUUGACAAGGUUCCACCAACGGGUGGAGAAUUGGGCGAGAUGAAGACGCUUCUAGAAAAGUACAAGCAUAUUGAAGAAGAGAUCGAUAACAAGAAGCCAGAACUAGCGAGGCUGAAGGAAGAAGCGGCAGAGUUGAGCGGCUGGGCCAAAAAACCUGCCGUCAAAGAAUCCGUCACAGAAAUCGAAAAGAAAUGCAACGCUCUGCGCACCAAAUGCGCGGCUAAGAAGGCGGAACUGGAAUCAGAAAUCAAAGACUACAACCAAUACCACCAGUCUUUACAAGACACAGAGAAAUGGCUUCUGCAAAUCUCCUUCCAACUCAUGGCACACAACUCUCUCUACAUUUCGAACCGGGAGCAAACAGAAGAGCAGUUAGCCCAACACGCUGUCUUACUAGACGAUAUCCAAAAGUACAGAACCACUUUAGACGACUUGGAAGCUAAGGGGCGAGCUCAGAUUGAGAGAUACGAGAAGUCUACUCCAGGCAUUCGUGAAACUGUCGGGAAACAAUUGAAGAACGUUAACGAUAGCCACAAGUCUUUGUUAGCGACUGCGCUGCAGAUUGAGAGGAGGUUGAGGGAAGGACUGGCCAAGUUCAAGGAGUAUGAAGACACUCUGGAGAGCAUCUUGAGCAAUCUGGACGAGUGUGAGCCGGCCAUUACCGAGUUGGACGUGCCUGUCGAUGGAUUGGCGCAUGGAAGGGAUCUGCUGGAUAAGGCUAGGGCCCUCCACAACAAACUCCAAACAGAAAAGAGCCGUCUCUCAGCGGCCGUAGCGGCUUGCAACGCAGCAGCCGCCUCCGUCUCCCGUCCAUCAUCACCAGCCGACUCAGCCCCACUACCCGUCCCGGCCAAGGAGCUGCUAGUGCGGGCCAGGCUUGAAGACUUGAUUGACCAGAAGCGAGUGGAGGACGUCGGCGGCACUCGCCUGCACUCUAUACUGCGGAAUGUGGACGCGCCUGAGUUUAAUGAGAAGAUCGUGGCUAUCGAACGUCAGGUACAAAGCCACCUAGAAACACUAGGCGAUGCAGUCUACGGCAUGGAGGAGGCUAUGAAGCAAGUGACGGAGAUCCAGGAUUGGAUAACUGUACACACAGCACUGGCUCGUGAUUGGCUGGCCAACCCGUCGAAGCUGCGACCGGAAGCGGCCAAACAGGAUAUGGCGGCCAUGAGUGAUGCUCUUGUCUCGCUCGGAGAGAAGAGGAAUAGACUAUUGACGGAGAUUCCUACUGAUGGUCUAGAAGACGAAAUCAACCUUGAAGAAGAUCUAGACACUCUCGAAGAAGCCAUAGUUAAGGCAAUCGACAGAGAAAAGACAAACCAAGGCACCAUAGAAGAUUUCCGACGCAAAUGCCAAGAGAUCCACGAAUGGUUCGACCAAGUGCUGAAGAAAAUGUGUGUAGCAGACAAAGGGUCUGGUCUGCCGUGCCCACAGAAACUUGACAAGCUCAGGGAGUUAGUCAAGGAGUUUGAAGAAGGAAGGCAAAAGGUCGAUGACAUCAAGGAGGUUGGAUCUCAAGUCAUCAACAUUGUCAGCAAUCUGGAGUCGCAGCAGGUUGAAGAACAAAUGAAAUCCGUCGAAAGAAGAUACAACGAUAUCGCCAAACGCAUCCAACGCAAACUGCAAAUGCUUGAAAUCACAUACAAAGCUAUUGAUGGCACCAAGAGCGAGGUUACAGCUCAGAACGAAUGGAUGCAGAAGGAAAUCGACAACAUCCUACAUCCAGAACCCCUUGGCUUUGAGAGCAAAUCUGUCAAAGAACGACAGAAGAAAAUGGCCAACUUGCUCAAAGAAACUGACGGAAAGAAAACUGUUAUCGACUCACUAGAAAAGAAGGUCAGCAAUAUUCAAGCCGAACUUGAGCCUUCGGAACAGACGCAGCUAGAGUCAGAACUAUCUGAGCUCGCUUCCAAGCAAAAACAACUGGCCACCCUCGUCAAACAAGAGAUUGAACGACUUGGUGUAUCUUCCGAGGACAGAAAGAAAUUAGAAAACGAUAUUGAAAAGGCCAGAAACUGGUUGAAGAACAAAUUAGCCGAGAUCAAAAAGCUCGGAGGUCCAGUGCCCUUAGAAGCUGCCAAAGUAGAAAAAGAAAUAGCCGUACACAAGAAACAUCAGACUGAACUGUCAGACUUCCAUAAUGAUACCUUAGGUGAAGUUGUCAGGAGAGGAAACACUGUGUCCAAGGAUUGUUCACCCGAAGACAAGACAAAGCUACAAACUGUGCUAGAAGAACUUAACAAAAUGUACACAUCAGCUAAAGUAGACAUUGAUGACAAACUGGGAGCAUUGAACAAGCAGCUUCAAGGCCGAAAUGAGUUUGAAGCAGAUUUCGGCAAAUGCCAGAGUUGGCUCAACGAAGCUGAAGUGGCUGCUACUCCUGAACUGAGAACCACCAGUCUUCAGCUCUUAGAAGAACAACUAGUCAAGUUUGAGAAACUUAGCAAAGAGGCUGAAGAUGUUGAAAAGAACAUAAAUAAGAUCAAGGACAAGUCCAAAGAUAUUAUGAACACAUUGUCUGACUCCAACAAACUACAGCUUAAAGAGCAAGUCAAUGUUCUAUCCGAUAAGUUUGCGAGAAUCAAAGCAAUCAUAAACGACAAAAAGAAUGUCCUCUUGAAACACAUCAAGGAAUACAAGGAUGCGGCGGCAAAGAUCGCUGCAGCUUUGGAAUUCUUGCAGGACAUCCAAAACAAGUUGAAGGCAUUGAACAAACCUAUCGGAAGCAAGGUGGAAGAUGUCCAACCGAUCAUUCAGGCUUACGAAGCUAUCUUAGCAGACCUGAAGAAGAACAAAUCUAUGUUAAAUGAGCUUCAAGGAGGAAACCUCCAUGAUCUCCAAGACAUUUUGACUCAACAAGACGAUCUAAUGAGUACUAUUGAAGACCAAAUAUCCAAACUCAAAGUGUUGCUUCUGCUCCGAGAACAAUUCUUUGCUCUUGUCAAAGAGAUCAAUGAAUUUAUCGCUAAAUACACUGACGUCACCGCUGAUAUCGAGAAGUCUGACGAUUCCCUUGAGGACAAAAUCAAGCGUUACGACGACGUCAUAAGCAAAAUCCAAGGAUGCGAAGCUUUGCUGGCCACAGCUACUGACAAGGGCCAACAAAUAGCUGCAGAAGGUACUGUUAUGGACAGAAACAACAUCACAGAGCUACUGCAGUCUCUGAAACAACAGCUAUUGAACCUCAGAAGAAACGUGGAGUCCAAACGCCAAGAACACGAGAGGGCAGCGGCUGAGCAUAAGAAGUUAGCAGCAGAUCUGUCUGCUAUUCUUCAACUGUUGCACGAUAACGAAGCUGCAGUACACUCACGUCCUUUAUUGAGCAGGGACGUGGUCAGUGUUGACAAGAAACUAGUCGAACAUGCCACGCUAGUGAAAACCAUACAAGCUAAUCUGGACAAGUUAUCAAAGAUCACCGAUGUCGUUACGAACGAGGAUGGCGUGCCGGGCUCGCUACUCGAAAUGAUCUCCGAAGCAAACUCUCUAAAGACAUCUCUACCAGCUGAGUUGAGCAACAGGGAGAAAUACCUGCAAGACAACAAGAAAUACAGACAGCAGUACUUGCAGCUAGUCGAAAAACUAAACAUCUGGGCUAACGAAGCGACCAUUCGUCUCGACAUGGGUAAAAACGGAACAGACUUCGAAAACAUCGAGUCCGACCUUGAAGAGCACAAGUCUUUCUUCAACACUUCCGAGCCUGAAAUGAAGGACCUCGUCGGCAAACGUAUGCAAGACAUUGUCGACAAGAUCUGGGCUUCCUUAGCCGCCAGCGAACAAGAGGAGCUGUCGAAGGAUCACCAGAAACACAACCAGCUAUUGAAGAACACCUUAAACUCUGCUAAAUCGAGGCAGGCUCAGCUGGAGCAAGACCUGGAGAUCUGGAGGGACUUCUGCCAGCUGGUGGAUAAGAUCCAGGCGAUAUUGGACAAGAAUGACGUGCAGGAGGAACCAAUCACGUCGGUCGAUGUGCUGAGAGCGUAUCUGGACAAGCUCAACCACGCCAAGAAUGAUCUUGAGAGUCAGCAGCCGCUGCUGACGGUGGCGGUGGAGCGCGCGCGCUCGCUGUGCGGCGGCGCGGACGCGGCCAGCGGCGAGCGCGUGGAGCUGCGCGCCGGCGACCUGAGCGAGCGCUGGACUGCUGCUGCUGAGGGUCUAUCCACCCGCGCGGCGACAGCAGAGAACCAGCUGCAACGAUGGAGCCAGGUCCUAGACUUGCAGCGGGGGCUGGCGGGCGCGGUCACGGCGGCGGCGGACCGGCUGCGGCAGCUGGAUGCCGCUCCGGAGACCAGGAAGAAGGCGCAGGAUACUAGGAGCGCUUUGCAGGAGUUGCAAACGGAAGUGAACGGCCUAGAGGACUCCAGAGACGAACUUCUAGAACAUUCUGAGUUCGUCCUGUCGAUCCUGAAGGGCUACUCUGCGCAGGCGGCGGCGGAGACGGCCAAUAGCGUGCAGGAUGUCGUCGACAGCUAUGACAAAUUGCGACAGAGCCUCGCGGCGAGGCUCGCGGAGAUCGACGAAAUCGUGUCCGAAUUCGAGCGCGUGUCGGAGCUGAUCGAGGAGCUGCGGCAGCAGGUGGAGGUGGCGCUCGCUAAAGUGAACACCCUGUACGUGUUCGGCGAGGACCAAGGCGAGGCGGUACAGGCGCUAGGGGACGAAGUACAGGGCGUGUGCGCGCGCGUGCGGGAGUUCUGCGCGGAGCGGCGCGGCGCCGAGCAGCAGGAGGCGGCGGCGCUGGAGCUGGCGGGCGAGGCGCUGGCGGCCGCCAUGGACGACAAGCGGCGCGAGUGGGAGCGCGCACAGGCGGCGCGGCUGCAGCGCGCGCAGGCCGCGGACCACGUGCAGGCGUGGCUGGCGGCGGCCGAGGUGGCGGCGCGGGACCGCGCGCUGGCGCCGGCGCCGUGCCGCGCGCGCGUGGCGGAGGCGCGGGCCGCGGCGCCCGGCGCCACGGAGCGGCUGGAGCUGCACGCGGCGUGCACGGCCGCGCUGCUGGCGGGCUCGCGGGACGCGGCGGAGCGCGCGGCGCUGACGGCGGGCGCGGCCGAGCUGCAGGCGCAGGUGCAGGCCACGCUGGCGGAGCUGGCGGCGCGCCACGCGGCGGCCGAGGACGCGUGCGACGCGGCCGCGCGCUUCCUCGCGCUGCUCGAGAAGGUGCUGCUGUGGGUGGAGACGCAGCGCGCCUUCCUCGCGCGACCACUGCCACUCACGGACCUACACGAGGCCAUACAGAAACAGACUGAAUACGGGAACGCACUGAAGAGCUGCAAGCAGCAAGGGAAGAACCUGGCGGAGAUGACGAAGGAGAUCGAGCUGAUCGAGCGCGUGACGAGCCCGGGCGACCUGCCGGCGCGCCUCGAGGCCGCCGAGAACGCCACCGUCGACGUCGAGAAGAGAUUAGCGAAGACCAACGGUCUUCUACAAGAGUUAGCGGAGGAGUGGGAGAGAUGCGAGAAGAAGCUAAAGGACGUGGGCCACUGGCUGGAGGCCACGGCGCGGGGGCUCGACACGCCGCAGAAGAAACCUCUCAGAGACCGCCUGGCCCUCAGAGAGAAGCUGCUCAACGACAUUUCCACACAGAAAACCAAGAUCUCGUAUUCGGUCGAGAAACUCAACGUACACUUCGCGCCGGGCGGCGUGGCGGCGCAGUCGGCGGGCCCGGCGGUGGUGGCGGCGGCGGCGCAGCAGCUGUGCGUCUCGCUGGACGCGCUGGGCGCCCGGCUCGCGGAGCAGGCGCGGCAGCUGGCGGCGGCGCAGGCGCAGGUGGACGCCUACUGCGCGGACGUGGCGCGCCUGCGCACCAGCCUGCUGCAGGCCGAGCAGCAGCUGCGCCGCGCCGCCGCCAGCGACCACGCGCUGCAGCAGCAACAGGGUAUCGAGAGGCGUAUCGAGGAGGUGACUCGGGCCAUCUUCGAGUUGGACCCAAUGUUUGUGGAGCUGGGCAUGUUGGCGGCGGCCGGCGGCGCGGCGCUGCGCUCGCGGCCCCCGCGCGCCCCCGCCGCCCCCGCCGCCCCCCGCGCGCCGCUCUACGCCGACGUGCUCCGCGGCUCCCGCUCGAGCUCGGCUCAGAGCCACGUACAGGACGAAGCAACGGAUGCAGUGCAAAGUGAAACAGAGCCAGUGUGUAGUGAAACGUUCCAUGUCAGUCGAGUGAUCGAAACAGAAACUGACGUGUGUGUUGAGGAUAGUUGUGUGCCGACACCGGUCGUUACCGAGUGUUUAGAGGAAGUACCGGAUAGUCCAGUGGAGGAGGCGAUGGUUGAAGUGGUGGCCCCGGCGGUGCAGGCGCUGCGCGCGCCCGCGGCGGCCGCGAGCCGCUCCCCGAGCCCGGCCGGCAGGCCCGACCUGUCGUACGCGGAGAUCCUGGCGCUGGGCCUGCGCCGGCGGCAGGCGGCCGCGACGAGAGACCACGUGGAGGCCAGCCACGACGACACUGAAGAACCAGUCGAGAAGUCGCCGCCGCCACAAGAACCUAAGCCACAGACCGAGUCAAGGCUGCGGCCUCAGAGGCCACCACAGCAGCGAAGCCGGUCUCGAGAAAUACCGAGACAGAGGAGAUCCGAAAAACGUCUGAUUAAAGGUCAUGACGUAGUAGUGAAAAAGAAAAAACCAGCCAAAAAAGUUAUCGAAGUUCAAGACUUCGAUGACGAAACGGAAAUCGAGCCAGUCGAAGAAAAACUAACGGCUUGCAAACAGUCAGCGUCACCUCCUAUUGGGGGAACAACACACAGGGAUGUUGUUAAAAAAAUUCAACACAGUGCAACAGUCGUGGAGACUGUCACUGAAAAAGUAGUUAGCCUUGAAUCUGAACCGGAAAUAGAUAGGGAAGACGAACGGAAACGUUCUAAAAAGAAGCAUAAACCUCAUAAACCUAAAUCUUCUCUCGAUGAAAUCGAACGAGCCCUUAAGGAAAUCGACGAUUCUAAACAGAAGAAAAAGAAAGGAUCAAAGGACGUCUCACCUGAGAGUGAAACAGUUCUUGAGCAUAAACAAGAAAUAUCAAGCUCAGAAAUACCUACAGAAGUUACGAAAAAAACUAAAAAGAAGAAGAACCAUAAGGACCCUAAGCAAAUUGAUGAAAUAAUACAAAUUGAUAAUAGUUCCGAAUGUAUAAGCGUACAGUCGACAAAAACAUCAUCGCAAACAAAGGUACAUAGCGUGGAAUCUGUUGGCGCGGCUCCAAGCCUAGCCAAUGAACCGAUUACUGACGCAGACAAUAAAAUCACUGACGACUCUAAAGAUAAGAAAAAGAAGAAGAAAUCUAAAAAGAGCGCUGAUAAAUCACAGGAUUUGAAUUUUAAACAAAUGGAGAUUAAUCCUGUAGUUGCGGAAUCUAUUUCUAUAUCAAAUCUUACAAUUGCGACACAGCCAAGUGAGUCACCUAAAGAAAUAUCUGAAACAUCUAAACAAGAUAUAGUCUCACACGUGUUAGAAUCUUAUCAAAGUCAGUAUUCAGAGCAGUUGGUAUCAAGCGAGCAUCAGUCUGUAGAAAUAGAACAUCAAUCUGUAGAAAGCAAGUCUACAGUUCUAAAACAAUCUGAAUCUAAUUCAGGAAUAAAAGAAGAUAGUCUGUCCUCUUCGAAGAAAAAGAAGGGAAAGAAGAAUAAGCAAGCUGUUACUGAAGACAACCAAACAACAUUAAUCAAGGCAAAUACUGAAGGUGUAGUUGAAACACUGCCAGAAAAAGUAGUACACGAAAGUGAGAUGAAAAUACAAAAAUGUAUUGAUGAUUCUUUGUUACAUACAUCUCAUUCCAAAACUAAGAAAAGGAAGGGCAAAUUACAAUCUACGGAACAACUAAAAGAAAGUACACCUCAAAUUGAAAAUGUUGAGGAACCCUCAGCUAACACAGACACGGUUAUCGUUUCAGUUGAAGAAAAUCUCGAAAUGCCUAUUCAGGCGGAAAAAAUACAUACACCAGAAAUUGUAUCUCAGCCUAACAUAGAAACAGAACAGCAAAAGGUUAUUGAGGAUUCCGUAGUACAGAUUAUUCAAAAAACGAAAAAGAAAGGAAAAACACUUUCUACUGAACAAUUACAAGAAACUAUACCUAAAGAUAUUGUUACUGAAAUUACUGAGGUACCCUCAACAGACACAAUAACAGAACAUCUGGCUAAGCCAGUGACAACAAAGGAUCGCCUUGAAAAAAGCUUAAUAGUCGAAACCGAAACAAAUCUGGAUCCUACGGUUACAACUUCACCAAAAGAAGUUUUUGUCACUGAGACAGAACAACCAAGGGCUGUUGAAGAAACUGUAGUACAUAAGAGUCAAACCAAAACGAAGAAAAAGAAAGGAAAAACUCUUUAUUCUGAACAACUACGAGAGACGACCCCUGACAGUAUUUUGGACCAAAAUGCUGAGGCGUCAAGUAGCACAGAAACUGCUAUAUCAUCGGUAACUACUAAGGUUUCUGCUGAAGAAAUACUACCCAUAGAAGAAGUCAAAACAAUUCCUGAACCUGUUAUUGACACUUUACCUGAAAAUGUUCUGGUCACUGGGACAGAACUUACAAAGAUUGAAGAAUCUGUAGUAUCUAUGAGUCAUACUAAAACCAAGAAAAAGAAAGGAAAAACACCAUCUUAUGAACAAGUACGAGAAAGUACCCCUGACAGUAUUAUCGGUGAAACUGUUGAGGAGUCAACUUCAAGUAAGGCAGAAUCUUCUGUAACAACGAUGACGACAAAGGUUUCUGCUGAAGGAAAACCAUCAUUGCAAGUUGAGGAAAAACCAAGUGCUGAAGCUGUUACUGAAACUUUGCCUGAAAAUAUUCUAGUUACUGGCACAGAACCUGAAAUGAUUGAAGUUCCUAUGAGUCAUGCUAAAACCAAGAAAAAGAAAGGAAAGACACUUUCUUCAGAAGAAAUACAACAAGCUGAAUGUAGUAACAGGGUAGUUGAAAGUGCUGAGUCAACUUCAUCUAGCUCAAUUGCUGCACAUACAAUUAUGGACAAAACAGAAAGUUCUUCAGUUGAAAGUUCUCAAGAAGGAUUACCAACUUACAAGGAGGCAAUGGAUUCCCAAACCCUUACUAAGCUGUCAAAGACCAAGAAAAAUAAAAAGAAAAAGGAUGCUAUACUUGUGGAAGAGACAAAAAUUGAGGAAGCAAUUCCCGAAGAAACUGAAAUAGUCGGUCUACUGCCUGAACCUCAGCAAAGUGGAAAUACAGAUAUAGCAUCUAAGUCUAAGAAAAAGAAAGGCAAAAAUGUUGCCAAGAAAUCAGAAAAUGAAAUAUCAUUAGAAAAAGAAACCUCUUUGGAACCUCUUGAAAUUAUUAAAGAACAGUUAUUUAAACCUGAAAGUACUACUGUAACUUCGGAGGAAAAAACAUCAAAGAAAUCCAAGAAAAGGAAAGAUAAAAAACUGGUUAAAGAACCUGAUUCAUUUGAAUCACAAGAAUCCGUUAACAUCCCUGAAGCAAACCCUAUUGAGGCCUCGACCUCAUUAACACAAGAUAAUGAAGAAAACCAACCAUUUGAAAUUAUAAAAUCUAAAAAGAAAUCUAAGUCAAAGAAACAUAAAACUUCUGAUGAUGACACUGCUAAACCUUUGAAAGAUAUUGAUAUUUUGGCCCCAACAAAAGAAAAAUCAGCUAGUCCACAAAAUAAUGAACCACUUGAAAAAGAGCCUAGUAAAGAAUCUAAGGAAAGUACUCCGCAGGCAAUUGACGAAAGCCUUAUAGCUGUGGACUGGAACACAUUAAUUGAAGAAGAAGAAGCUAUUGGCUGCAAGGCGUCUACGUCUGCAUCUGAAGCAGAACGAUUAGCUUCUGAAAUAACAAUAGUUCAAGAUCCUCAUGCAUUCCAUCAACAAAAAGACGAAGAAAUGUUAACUAAAAAGGAAUCAAUUGAAAUAACGAAAAACGUUAUCACUCACAUAACCUCAGACACAACGGUUUCUGAAACUGAAACAUUAAAAGACUCCACAGUAAAGUCACAAACGAUUACUUCAAGUAGUCCUGCUAGCGAGCAAAAUAAUAAUGAUAAAUUCUUCUCUACGGAUGAUUCAAAGGAAGGUUCAAUUAGUAUAGUCGAAGAAAUUACUUGUUAUAAACCAAGAACUGAAGAUGUGGAAACUCGAACCAUAUACUUAAUAACUCACGAAGAGAAAAAGCUUCCACCUAUAAGGACCGUAAAAGUGUUUAGAAGUAAAACUAAUUCUUUAGAAGAAACCUUGUCAUCGCCUGAAGAAUCUGUUGCACCUUCUUUGAAUAUUAUUAAUCAAGAACAAGUAGAGACAUCGACGAAAGACAAACAUCUCAUUGAUAGUAAGGAGGAUGAGAAGGAACUAGGUGAUCCACUUGAGAUUUUAAACAAAGAUAUAACAGAAAAAAAUCUUUCUCUGAUCAACGUUGAAACAAUGAAAUCCCAAACCAGCAGUUUUAUAACGGAAGAAAUAAGCUCUAUUCAAAGUACUGCUCAAUAUUCUACUGAAACGACAUUUAAAACUGAAUCUGAAGAAUAUGAACUUUCUGAAACUACUAUUUCUGGUAUAAAUCUAGUCGAUUUGUCGUCAGAUCUCACCCCUGAUGUUGAAAAGACACAGGAAAUUUCGGAAGAACCAGAAGUUCAAUUUGAUUUAGAAGAAGAUAUUUUAGAACCGGGUAUUUUCGGUUCUGUACAAGACCGCCGCAGAAAACAAGACAAACAUAAGGGAUCCAAUGUUCCUUAUCGAGAACUUAUCAAUGAAGUUAAAACGUAUUCUUUAGAUAUGGACAUUGAUCAGUUAGAGUACCAGUAUUAUAUGCGUAUGCUGGAUGAAAGACAAAACUGUUUAUUAUCUCAAGUAGAUAUAACAGUGAUUCAGCAGGGAUCACCUAGCUUGGAACAAGAAGAACCACUCAAUAAUAAAGAUGUAUCUGAUGUUGAAACUGAAUCAGCCACUUUGGAGUUGAAACAAGAAUCUAAGGAAGAUGAUCAACAUGUUGAUAUAAUUGAUACUGUAUUAACUGAGAGCUCACCAUCGCACAGUUUAAAUAUACACGAAGAAGCUCCUAGUCAAAGCUAUCAAGAAAUCAGAGAUGCUGAAAAUGUAUUAGCUUUAACUGAUACAAAAACACUUUCUCUAGAAGAAAUAUGCCCAUCAGAUGUGACUAAAACUACAGUUCUAUCAAGUUCUUUAACUGAGACUUCAUGGGUUCAAGAAGUUUCUCGUGAGAGCUAUCACGAAGUGUGUGAUGCUCAAAAGACUAUUGAAGCCCUUGAAACUGAAUGUCCCGACGAACAACCGGAAGUAAUACAUAUUUCUGAACUAACAACAACCGAUAAUGAAGUAACUUCUUCAGUUGGUGAUAUGAAUAUUCUGAGCUCUGAAACACCACGCCACAGCUAUCAAGAAAUAAAAGAUGCUGAGACUAUACUGGCUCAUUGUACAAAUAUACCUGAUCCGGAUACUACAGAAAUUGUUCCAACAGAACCAAGCGAACUUGCAGUUGAAAAAGUUUUUGAAGACAGUGCACAAAGUUACCAUGAAAUUAAUGACGCCGAAAAUAUGCUAGCAUCUCUCAGUUCAAUUAAUACCUCAAUUGAACCACGUGCUGAUGUAAAAAAUACAGUGGAGGUUGAAACAAUAGAACCACUAGAAAUAGACACAAAAACCUCUGAACCAACUACUGAUGUUACUAUUACAUCUGACUCACAGUCAGAAACUGAAACGAUCAGUAUUCUUGAAGUACCUAGAUACAGUUAUCAUGAAUUAAAUGAUGCGGAAUCUUUGUAUGGCUCUCUAAAAAUUCUGAAUGGACCAAGUCAUACACAACAUAUUAUGGAAAAUAAUGUUGCUGCCAUUUCUCCAACAUCUCAAGAAAUAAUGAAUAUGCCGACAGUAGACCGUCCGGCAGUACAAGAAGUAAGGCAAGAACUAAUUGACACAAUGGAAUUGACUUCAAUUUCUGAAACAGAAUCGCAUAAGGAGGAUGCUUGUUUACAUGAUAAAGUUUAUGAACCUAUGCGUCAAAGUUACCAGGAACUUACGGAUGCUGAACACACACUGGGAAUUAUCAGUACUCAGUCCACUGAUGAAGUACUUGACAUAACACACACAACUAUCUCUGAAAAUACAACGCCGACGAUGGAACCAACACCUCAGACACAAACCAGCACUGAUGAAGUAGAUGCUGCGAUUAAAGUAGAAUAUGGAAUCGAAAUCGAUGACCUCAGUGAUAUGCCGGUCGUACCUGUGGUAUUUGGAGAUGAUAGUGUAGAGACGCCCACAGAUGAGGGGCCAAUGACCAUAACAUUUACUUCUGAAUCUAAAGAACCUAUUUUAACUUUGGAAGAAUCCAAUAUAGAAAGAGAAUUAAACAAAAAUAUAACAUCGAUCAUAGAAGAUACUCCUGAUAUUUUAAAUGUAGUCUUGGAACCUACUAUUGACCAAUCCUGCGUCACUUCUGUAGACUUUAUCCAACAAGAAAUUUUACAUACUGAGUCUUACGCACCUAUUUCAGCACUGCAAUCUGAAACGUUCGUAUGUCCGACACCCAUCGAUACGCCAUUAGAAAAGGUAGAUCAACUAGUAGGUGUUUCAAAUACGAAUCAAAACAUUACUGAUAAAAAAUUGUCAGAUACAAUACCAGGAACUUGCGUUGUUGAGAGCGAAUGUAGCGUUCGUCAUGAAAAGUCACCUAUCCAUAACUUGCAUGACCUAUUACCUGAAAUCGACUCUAUCCCUGAGUUCAAACCUUCCCUUCCCAAUACUAUUCUGUUCUCCAAUUUAUCUGCUGAUGCUCCUGAGUUUAAACCUUCCUAUAUGUACCAAUCUACACCAGAUAUUCAAUGCACUGAUGAUGAAAUAAGAGUUUCUCUUGACGAAAAUCUGCUUCUCCAGCAAUCUUCCCAAGCACUUAUCAUAAAUGAAACAGAAUACCCAGAAAUCAUAGCAUCAGAUGUGCAAAUACCGGAGAAUGUUACUCCUCCAGGUCAGAUAAGUUAUUCAUCUGCCCUAAAAAUAAAGAAAGAAAAGAUUUUAUCAGAAACUGAAACUGCAACUGAAAAAUCUGCAUAUACUAAGGAUGAUAGACCUAGUACGUCAACAGAAACAGUAAAAGAAACUCAAUCUGAAACUAUAACCUCUGCCAAGCGUAGUAAAAAGAAGAAGAAAAAGCAUGAAGAAAUAACCAAACCGAAACAGGAAAAUAUAGAGCAACCAAAGAUUUCCAAGCCAGAUACAGAUAAAUCUAUAGAUAAUAUUUUGGAACCAGUUAAUGUCUGGGCUAAAGCUGCAGAGGAAGGAAAAUCCUAUGCAGAAGUAGUAUCUGAAGGAUUAAUUAUCGAACAGCAGACAGCAAGAGCGAUGUCUCAGCCUCCUCAACCCCAGCAGGUGGUGAAAUCUUGUGAUGAUAAAUCAGAGUCACCUAAACACAAAUCUCCCAAGAGGGAGACUCAUAGUCCAUGUGUUGAGCCAAUCAUGAUGGAAACAAAACUUGAAGCAGAUAUCGAUGUUAGUAGUACUACUACUUCUACCUUUUCAUGGGCAAAGCUUGUUGCCUCAAAUCGUCAAUCUCCAGAAAAGACACAAACACCAGAAGUUCUGCCAAUGGUUGAACACACAGUAGUGCAACAUAAAGCUCCAGUAAUUUUAGUAGAAGAAUCUGAUAUAGAACAGAUGAAACCGGAAGUGGAUGUGGAUGCUGAAGGAUUUAUAACCGUUGAAAGGUCUAGGAGAUCCAGAUCUCGUUCAAAAGAUUUUCAGAGUAAAUCUCGUUCGUCCUCUUAUGUGUCUCAAGUUUGUGACAUUCGAGAUCAAUCCGGAAAUCGUUUUGGAUCUUUAACAACAUCCUUGUUACCUAAACAGCAAGAAACUGUUCAGUUGUCUGCAACAGUUGAUGAACAACAGAGUUCAAGAAAGAGCAGAAAGAGUAGAUCUUCCAAAUCUAAAGAGAAAAUAAUGACAACACAAAAAACUGAACCUGAUGCAAGAAGCGUUUCCGAAGAUAAACAAUCAUCUAAGAAGGGUAAAAAACAUAAGGAAAAGAAAGAUAAACCGAAGCCCAAAGAAGAAAAACCGACUGUUGAAGCAGAACCAGCUCACGUAAUAGAAUCUGUUCAACCUCCUGUAUUGGCAGAGGAAAUUAUCAAACCAGAGGUGGCUAUUCCAAUAAAAGAAAAAUCGGAUAGUAAAAAGAAACACAAAAAGAAAAAAGACAAAAAAGAAGAAGGCAACACUUCCGCGGUAGAUGAGCCGGGCUUGUCUACCGAAAUAAUAAAAACCACAACAACUUCUAAAGAUACAAAGCAAACGCUUUCAGAGCCAAAAACGCCAUCGACUCCAGAUUCGCUUCACACACCAAUAAAAGACAGACUCUAUUCUGACGCUCAGUUCUGGAAAAUGGAUGCAAGUGCAUUGGAAGAUAUUACUAAUUUGUCAGAAAUAAUUUCUGUCGAAAUUGAAAUGCCGCCAGCACAACAAACUGUGGAAGAACAAACACCGGUUGAGUCUGCAACAUCGAAAGAUGCAUCUUCACUACUUAUUCAUGAAGAGGCUAUAAACAUAGAAGUAGACAGAGAGAAACAACAAGCAAUCGCAGAGAAAGCUAAUGAAGAUCAGUCUCUAGAAAGCAAAAUGGCCGAUUUACAACGAGAAAUUGAAGAAAUGCUAUCACCUGAAAACGAUCUUUCUCAAUCUAGUGAUGAUGCUCCUAUUGAGUUUAUUGGUGAUCUCUCGGAAAGCUCUGCUGACUCGCAACAUGAUCUUGAUGAAAUAUCGCCAUCGAUGGCUUCUCCUGAACCUGAUUUGAAUGAUCAAUUAGAACCAAGAGAAGAAGUAGUGCCAGAACCAACUAAAUUGGAGGCUGGGGAAGAUGAACACAUAAGCGUUGUAACUAUUGAUGCUGUACUCGAUGCUAGUGAACCUGAAAUUAAUUUGGAACAAGUAAUUAAAGAAACAACGCAACGUAAAGAAAAACUUUUAGAAACGAAACCGGUUUCAGAGCCAUCUAAAUUCGAUGCUGUGCUUGACGCGAUUGAACCAGAAGUUAAUUUAGAACAAGUUAUUAAAGAAACUACACUAAUUAAAGAAGAACUCAUACAAUCGAAACAUAUUACAACACCAGCCUCAGAACUAACAAAAGAUUCAAAUAUAGUUGAUGAUGAAACUGAUGAUAAGAUACCUAGCGAAUCCCAAGAUCUUCCAGAUAACAUGUCUACUAACAUUUCCACGGCUAUUACUAACAGUUUAUCUAAUCUCAAAGCGGAUAGUUUCUGGACGGACAAAGCUAUAUACGAUGACGCCGAACGCUUACAUCUCGAGCACGUCUCGCAGUUAGUAGAGCCAGUAGAAACAGCCGUAGGAACAGUAGACGCAAGUACGGAACCUCAGCCUGAGCCUAUCCAAAUUUGUAGCAUUGAGGAAAAUUUACAAAACGACAACUCAUUCUGGCCUGAAAAAUUCUUGUACCACGACGCGGAGUGUCAUUACUUCUUGCAAUUGGCUAACGAACCGAAGCCGGCUGAGGUCGCGGCCGUAGACGUAGAGAUUAAAGACGAGGAUGAGAACGAUAAGGACAAGGGUUCAGGAGGCGGGUCCGGGCCGCCCUCCGACGUGGAGGAGUCGUCCCGAGACGCCCGUGACUCGCCCCUCGACUCCGACUACAUCUCGAUGGACCUGCCCGGCGGCAUCUGCAGCUGGCGCGACCAGAGCUCGUACCUGAGCCUCGAGGCGCCCUCAGACUCGCUGCUCGCAGAGGAUAUACUAACCACCUCUCCCCCCGCCCCCGAGACCCUCACCCCGCAGGAGCCGCCGUCGGACCAGCCCCGAACUACAACCAAGGAUGACUUGUCUAACGAUCUAGAAGGUCUGCUGGAAGACAUUCGCACGGUGCAAGCCCGCCUUUCUGACCUGCCCGAUGAGAGCUUGGACACUAUGGAGCAGGGGCUUCGGGACGGCAUAUCAGUCCUCGAGGCGUGUGCCACCGCGGCGGCGGAGCUGGACUCGCGGCUGAUGCAGCAUCAGGAGGAGCCCGAGGCGCAGGCGCUGGCCCGGGACCUGGCCGCCGUGAGGACCAGGGUCGCCAGGCUGCUGCAGCAGGCCAGGGACGGGGUCAGGAGCAUACAGGAUGCCAAACAACAUAUGGCACAGCAACAAAAAGAAAUUGAGGAACAAAAGGAGAAACUCAACAAGCUUGAUGAAUGGCUUGAAUCAAUAGACAAGGAGCUGAAACUUACAACAACGCAAACUGAUGUCCUCACCGAAGAGGAUAUUAUUAAAUAUAUAGAAAUCUAUGAAAGAUAUAUAAGAGAAUAUGAAGAGUACGAAAUUAUUCUCCAAUCUAUAACUGUGAUAAGUGAAGAUAAGUCUAGUCAGUCUUUAAAAGAGAAGUUAGGUAAGAUGCAGAAAUCAUUGAUUGAAACAAGGAAUCUAGUCAUUGUAGAAAUAGAAAGGUUAAGACAGGUCCUGCUUCAGAUUAAGUUUGUACCUGAAGCUGUCGAAGAAGAUGUGCAGACAGACAGGACGAUUGAUUCCACUUCUAUGCCAGAGGAAGUUGUGACCCCAAGGCAAGAAGUAGUGGUAGAGAAGGUCGUAGAAAAGGAAACAUCAGUAAAAGAGAUCAGCCCACAAGAAACAAAGGUUGAGAAAGAACCAUCAGAAAAAGAAGCUAAGGCUGAAAAGAUUGUUGUAAUCGAAAAAGAGGUCAAACCAUCAGCGACCAUUGAAACUCAGACUGGAAAGAGUUUGAUAUCGGAAAUUUCAGUUGCUGAUAAAUCUGUUAUCUGUCAACCAGAAGUAAUAUCAACACAUGAUGUCUCUAUAACAUGUGCUCCACCUAAAGAAGUUGAAGUACAAACUGGAGAACCAGAAAAUAUUGACAGAGAUAUCCUUGAAAAUAUCCAAAUAAAGCAAACAAUUUCAGAGGGACAUGAAACUAUUGAAAUUGCGAGCCGACCCGUAAUGAGAGAACAUAGAACUGACGAACAAUCGUUGUUGGUCGAUGCUGAUUACAGAGAUGACAAUAUACGCAAAGACACACAACUGAACAUCACACAUAGUUUACCACAAUCUUUCGAAACAGUUAUGGUGGAGCCAGACGAGACUACCACUGAAGUAGUGGUGGACGCAGACGGCACGAAACGAAUUAUUGUGAGGAAAGUACGCAGAACUUUAGUCACAAGAGGACAAACAUUGCAAACACAAACUCAUACCCGACAAAUCUUGUCAUCCGAUGGAGGUUCUCAAGACCACUUCUCCCAAAUUGUUCUACAGGGUGAUCAAAGUGCAACAGCGAAUGUUUUAGACAAUGGCGGAAUAGAACACACGCAAUACCAAACCUAUGGAGGUCAGGUCAUCUCACAUUUACCUGGCGGAGAAGUUACAAUCCAAGAAUUCACGUCUAGACCAGAUAUGGUUGUCACGAUGGAGGACUCAAUGAAACCAGAGGAUAUAUUGCAAUUAGCCAGAGGUGAAAUGCCUCAGAUUCAGACCUCAUCAUCCAGUGUCACGGCAGUAGUUCAACAAGUUACUAAACGAAUAAUCCGGACAAGAAGGAGAAUUAUUAGAAAAGUUGUAAUAAUAGAUGGCAAAGAACAUGUAACAGAAGAAGUGGUGGAGGAGCCUGAUGAUGUCGAAGUUUAUGAAGAACAAAUCCCGCGAGUUUCUAUUAAUGUGAGAGACAAUGGAGGUGUUCAGUUUGAAGAAAUCGAAGAUCCUCGCGAUAAAGAUCCUCAACCGGCUUUGCCUGGUCCUGAUGAUAAAGAACAUUCUCCGUCGAAAGAUAAGAAAUCAGAAGGUAAAGAUUCUCCAAGAGAUAAGGGUAAUGAAAAAUCGGAAUCACCUAAAGAUGAUUAUCAGCAGGAGUCGCCAAAGGACAAAGAACCAACAUCAAAAGGCUCAUCCAGGGACAAAACUCCACCUAAAGACGAUUCGUCAAGAAAGGGUAGCCCUAAGGAUACCAAACCUUCGGAACCAAGUCAUGAACAUUCAUUGGGAGAUAAAGAAUCAUAUGUAACAGAAUCUCGUAAAAAUAAAACUCCACCUAAAGAACAAACAGAAGAAAUGGGCGCACCUAAAGAACCCGAAAGACCACCAAGAUCUCGUAAGGGAACUCCAGAAGUGAAAGAUACUGAGCCUACUGUGAUCAGUGAAUUUGUACAAAAGUCUACUCCAAAACCAGAUAUUUCAAAACUAACUACAGAAUUCAUGGAAAGGGAAAGCCAAUCAUAUAUAAUUGGAACGGAAAAACAAGAAUCUCAGGGGAGUCAAAUUCCUUAUAUUACACCAGAAGCACAUCAAAUAACUACAGAGUAUCAAACUUUACCGUCACAAACGCAAAUGAUCGAAGAACCAUAUCUCGUAAGUGAAGGAGUAUUACAUUCUACUUUGGAAACUUCAACCUCAAACAUGUCUACAACCGUACAAAAAGUUACAAGAAAAAUAACUAAAGUCAGAAGAAGGAUAGUUAAAACUAUAACAGUGGUAGAUGGCAAAGAACACAUCACAGAAGAAGUUAUAGAAGAACCCGAUGAUGUGCAAAUAGUUGAAGAAGAACCUACGAUCACUCACACGAUUCAAGAACAUGGAGGGACUACGAAAAGAAUUAAGGUAAUUAAACGAAUCCAAGUCAUUGAUGGAAAACAACAGUAUGUGACUGAAGAAGUAGAAGAUGACGAAGACGACAGGAUUCCAGAAUCUACUAUAACAACCCAGAUGACAUUAAAAUUAGAUGAAAUACCUUCACGAGUUGAGUUUACCGAUGUAACAGAUGAUCCCAUUGAAGCUGGACAUGAAACACAUGUUAUCAAGGAUAUACCAAAAGAACCUGAGGCUUCAGUGAUAAUUCCUCACAAGAUUGAUGAUACUGUAACUGAAAAGUUCAUAGAAACUGACAUAAAAUCUGUUGAACCAAUAAAAAGUGAAUUCAAUAUUUCUUCAGAAACUUACGAACCUGUCAAGCCAACAGAUAGUGAAACAGUGACAGAAUCUAGCGUAUCUGAAGAUUUUGACAAACAUGAUAAAACUAGCAAAAAGAAAAAGAAGAAGGGUAAGAAAACUCCAGUAGAGGAAACUAAAUCAGAAACAGAAAUAUCAAAACCAGAAGUGCCCAUUGACUUGACAGCGCCCUCUACAGACGUUGAUGUUGAAACGACAAAGACAGAUACUACCAAUAUUUUGGAUUUAACUAAAGAAUUAAUUGAAAAAGAAAGCUUGCACAGUGACGUACAUGCCCCAGCAAGAAAGAAGAAACCAAAACGCAAAAAUAAAGGCUCCGUUUCUGAAGAUAUUUCUGAAAGACAAGACAGUACUGAAAAAGUUGAAGAUGUUACUGAAGCAGCUACUACCGAAGUAAUACAAGAAACAAAAGUUAAAACAACUCCUAUACCAGUUGAACCUGAAAUAACUGAAACUGCUCAGGUAACUGAAACAACUAAAAAUAUCACUUUAGAUUCAACAAAGAUUGAUAAAGACAUAGCAAUCUCGGAUCCAAAAUCAGAAACAGUACCCGAAAAGAGUAAACGCAAGAAAAAGAAGGGUAAGAAGACCCCAAGCCAAGAUGACCCGGAACCGUUAAAAGAAACUGAAAAACCAGCUGUUAUUGAAGCUAAAGUAGUUUCUGAGCCUGAAAACCUAGAUUCAGUUAAACCAUUGACAACAGAAAAUACUGAAGUAGCUACAGCAGUAGAAAUCACUCAAGUAGAACCAAUAAAGGAGAAAGAAACUCUAUUGACCGAAAAUCUCACUGAACAAGAGCUGCUAGAAACAAAACCAUCAAAUUUGACGAAUAUUGCUGAUUUAACUAGGGAUUUCUUACUUGAGGAAGGAAAAAUCGUACAGGACAUAAAACCUGAUGUAACAGAAAUACCUAAGAGAACUGAAGUUUCUGAAGACACAGAAAAUAUGCUACCAAAAGAAACACAAACGUCUCCAGAUCAGAAAGAAAUCCAUACAAUCAUUAAAACGAAUAUUUCUAGGAUUGUUACUGAAUAUCCACCUGCCCAGUCUACUGUUGAAGUAAAACCAGUACAAGCGGACAAUAUUGUUAGUCAGGAAGAGAACACUAAAAAACCUGAAACCCCAAUUCAUAGCACUGUUACUGAUGAACUUCUAAAAACAACAAAACAGAUCGAUAUUUCUGAAAAAAUUGUGGAGGCGAUCACUGAAAAACCAUUUUCACCUGUAAAGGAAAAGUCUGUGUCACCUGCUGAAAUCCAGGAAAAAGAAACAGUCGAAACAACUGAAAAACAACCUAAACAAGCAAUACCGUACAUGGCUACGGAAGAAAUUCCAACAAAUGUAUCUAUUCAAACAUCUCCUGAAAAGUAUGACGUCAAUCUUCUGUUACAUUCCGAACGCCAACACACGGAUGAUCAUUUAGAUCUGAAGAACGAACAAUCUGUAGAUAUUACUAUGAAAAUCACAAAAACUGAAAAUGUCAUGCAAACUGAUGUGAAACCUUCAGUGCAAUUGAAUUUGAAGGUUGAAGGCGUAGAAACGAGCGAACCUCAUAUUGUCAAAAAAGACAUCGAUUUCAGCCUUCCUACCCAAGUCAAAGUCACUAAGGAAAAACCAAAGGCUGAGCCUGAGAUCGAAAUAGCACCAGAAAAAGAAAUAACACCAGAUGAAUCAAUAAAACCAGAACAUAAACGAAGUAAAAAGAAAAAGAAGCGUAAAGGAGAUUCAACAAGUGAUGCGGUUGAUUCUGAAACUUUGACUGAAACUGAUAAGAGCAUUGGAGAAACUGAUAGCUCUUCGCUCAGCCAUUAUGUAGAAUUACCAACAUCUCCUGUAGUCGAGUCUCCUAAACCAACUGAAGCUCCAUUACCAGAACCCGUAGAGCCAGAUUCCCUGGUGGAAUCAGAAGCAACAGCUGAAGAACUGGGCUAUGAGGCUGAGCUAUCAGUAGGACCAGCAGCUACACCAGAUAAAUCAAAGAAAAAGAGGAAGCGCAAACCACAAGAAGUUAGUGAGACCACGGUAUAUCCAGAAAUGACAACAGCAGAAUCUGACGGUAUGUCCGUGAGUACACCUGUGGAAAUUGAGACUGAAAAGGAAAAGACCAAGGGAAGGAAAAAGAAGGGAAAGAAAAAGACGCCAGCUGAAGAAGCAGAACCCGAGAUUGAACCAGAAGUCGAAGAAAUCAAACCAGAAAGUCCAAAAAUGGGCAGUGAAAUAAUUCAGGACUCACCAAGGGCGGAUUCAUAUCGCACUAUGAGUGAAGUUUCAGAUAUAAGUACAGUAAAAAUAGUUGAGGAAUGCGUCCAGAGCAGUCCUGAAACUGAGAGAGAAGUGAUGACCACAGUGACCUACACGGUCCCAGUAGUAGAAGAAACACCUACGCAGGAAUAUUCAGUUCAAACCUCACCGGAACCUGAGAAACCAACUGUGGAAAAGUUAGAAAUUGUCAAACCUGACACGGCAGAAUUUGAACUACAGACGUCUCCAACUCCUGUCAGUGAAAUUUUAAUACAAACUACCCCAGUUGAAGACAAAGAAGUUGAAACCCAAACUAUUGAGGAAGUUACAACUGUAGUAGAAAAGGUUCCCACAUUAGAUAUGGAAAUGCAGACUAGUAGAACUCCAACUCCGCCAAAAAUAGAUGUUUUAGAAGCAACCACUCAAGUAAUAGCACAUGAAAUAAGCGCCGCGGAAGAAAAGUUCUCUCAAACUUCAUCGCCUGAAGAAGUUCCUGUUAAAGAAGAACAGGCGAAACCUGAAGUUAUCACUGAAUCCCGAGAAAUGCAAACUUCACCGUUGCCUAAGGUCCAACAAGGUGAGAAAUCGACAGAAAUCGUCAUACAAACAAUGGAAUCGGACAUCCAAACAGUCAAGCAAGAAAUCUUAGACCAAGAAACUAGUACAUCUCCCGUCAUAGAGAAAGAGUAUACUGAAAUGAGUAUUCAGACUCCAGAAGUACCUUUAGUCAGCUCUUACACCCAAUCUGAAGUAGAGGAACAGCCGAAAGUGGAUGUUAAACCGGUUGCUGAAGAAAAACCGGUAAUUGCUGAAGUGGUCGUUCCGGAAUUACCAAGACCAAAAGAACUGGAAAUUGUAAGACGUGAAGUUAUAACGGUCGAUAGCACGCAGCAAACUUCACCAAGAUACCAACCUUCAGAAGACUCUGUAUCUACUUCAACUGACGAACCUUAUGAAGUACAUUUGCGAGCACAAAUAACUAUCCCUGAAGCGACCAAUGACUUCCUCGAUAGUGAAAGACAAGGCAAUGAACAACAUUCAAUAUUGGGAGACAGACAAAGACCGAAAAAGAGAAAACAUAAGAAACGAUCAGAUACACAAGCUUUGUCACCAGAGAGCCUGUCUGAUCCUAUUACUACUGAACUAUCUAUGUCAACGACUCCGACUCCUACUAGCGAAGAUUUAUCUAGCAAAGAUGUGUCUUCUAUCGAUGAAGGUAUUUCUGGCCAAACACGACAGGACCGAUCACAACAUAGACUCACUUAUUCUGACGUUGUUCAACGGUCGAAGUCUAAGUCACCAUCCCCUUCAAAGUCAUUUAUUCCCAGGAAAUCUGAAAAGGCUAGACUGCUUGAUUCACUGGAAAAGAGAACCCUAUCAGUCGCUGAACCACAGAAAGUAUCUGAAGAUGCUUUGGCAGUUGCUUUGAUUGAACCCUCUGUAGAAAAAUCUUACAACCUUCUAAUAAACAAUGAGAUGGAUGAACUUAAGCAUGCGGCUGAAAAUAAUGAUGUCACGACAGUUGAGAGAAGUGUGAUUGUCAUUAUAGAAACUAUUUCAGUAUGGUUGGAAGAAAUUCAAUAUAAAAUACAGAGAGAAACCACCCAAGGUUCAACUUCCGCGCAAGAAACUGAACGUAUAAAUGCCAUCAAAGAAUAUAUUUUAACUUUGCAAGAAAUAAUUGAAAUUACUGAAGUUAAUGAAGAGAUUAUCACCUUGAUAGAGACUUUGAAUAGACAAGUGACUGCUGUUAAUACGUUGAGCAGCCAAAGCUCAAACAAAGUAAAAGACGUUGAAAAUGAAUGGAGCAAAUUCCUUAGCGACGCAAAUAAACUAAAACAAUCUGUAGACCAAGUUAAAACAACACUAGAUACCAUAAUUAUGUCUGACUUAACAACCUCAGAGAAACUUGAUAAACUUGAUAAAAUAGAUUCAAAGAACGCAGACAAUUCAGAUAAUGUCUCAAAAAUGUUCCGCAGAUAUAAGCAUCUGGUAGAAGUUAACCCUAAGAGAGAAUGUCCCGAAGUUCUGUUUACAACGGACGACGACACUAAACACAUAGAGAACAGUAUUAACACUGAAAGAGAUAGAUUACUGCAGCUAUCAGCGUUGGCAGAAGAGUACGAGCAAACUCUACAGGACUUCGGACAGAUCACUGAUGUGGCCGAGGCUUUGUUGGACGGAAAAAUCAUUGUAUCCAACCUCGACCAUCUUCACGAAGAAAUACAGAAACACCGAAAGUUCUUCAUUAAUUUAAGUCACUGCAGAGCUAUUCUUGAAUCUCUGGAAGAUAACUUGGACAGUGAAACCAGGGCUAAAUUCUCUGCGCUUCAUACAUCCUUGCAUGACAGGGCCACGACCAUUAUUGACCGAGCAGCGAGCCGCUCACAGCAAAUGACUUUAGCUGCCUCGAGGUGGACCACUCUAGACCAAGGAAUGAAGGAGGAAGAACAGUGGUUGAGAGUAGCCCAUCAAAGGAUACCAGAUCUCACCAAUGUCACAUCCAUAGACCACGAACAAUACAUCAAUUUAUACCAGUCUAUCAGCCUUGACGUAUCUCACCACCACGCCAAAAUAAUAAGGCUAAUGUCGAUCACUGAUGGGCUACAAAAUCUCAUAGUAUGUAAUGGGCUAGGCACAGAUUGCUCCAUAGCUCUGGACACGUUGCUAAAACUGCAAGAAGACAUCGACUCCAGGCUGGCUAGACUCACAGCUUUCAAAGAAAACUGGGUCACUUACGACCUUCUUAUAGACAGAAUAGAAAUCUGGAUUAAGACAGCUAACAGAGAACUGCAAACUAUCACACCGGAGAACAUCACAACUACAGGAAACCUCCGUAGAUUCUGGGAGCUGAAGGCGCAGCACGAGGUGCACAAUAAUUUGAAGAACGACUCUGGAGUCCAAUUCGAGAAAGCGCUCGAGAUACUGCCCAUUUCAGACGAGAUGGUGCAAAGGCAAUUCUUCUCCAAAAUAGAAGACCAAUGGCGCGAACUGUCCUCCAAAAUCGGGGACCUGCAUGACUCCGCCAUCCAGAACAUAUCGGACCGCGACGUUUCAUCCGGAGAGAAACUCAACAUUCUGGAAGAAGAGAUCCUGGAACUGCGAACAGUUCUGGACAGUCUGAAGGGGGUGAUCAAGAGCGAAGACGAGCUCAACCUUUACAUCGAGCGUCUGCAAGUCAUCACGGCCCGAAUGGACCGCAUACAGAACGAGCUAGGCCGCUUGAGUCUCCUUCCCACUGCUGAGUCCGAUCGAUUAGGUACUUUACUGACCCAAUCCCGGAUGCUAGACGACCAGAUAGCGGAAGAGUUGGAGCGAAGCAUGCUGCUUAAAGAAAAAAUAGUGCAGGUGCAAGCAGGAAUAACCAGAUGCCAGAAGAACCAGCGUAGAGCUAGACUGACGCUAGAAGAGUGUGAGUCAGCAGAAAGACUCGGCAGUGACGUAGUAGAACGAGCUGCUGAGAACUGUGGCAAGUUGUUAAUAGACUUGGAGGGGCAGUGGAGGGAUAUUCUGAACCUGCGCCAGUGGCUGCACACUCUGCCCACUAGUCUGAGGGUCUGUGUGUCGCCGACUGGGCUGGAGAGAGAUAUCUCCGCAUUGCAGGAAACCCACUCGACUCUCGAAUCAGAGUGCCACGCAUUACACUCGCGCCUCCGCUCCAGAGUCCAGCUCUGGCGGCGCUUCGAGAGACAACUGGAGCUGGUGCAUGGCGCCGUCCGGGAGGCUGAUUACAUGAUCGAGCUGCUGACUGUGCAGGGACAGGUUGAUUAUGAUCGGCUGUUGAAGGCUACUGAGCAACUUGAGAACCUGUCGGAGUCCCUCUCCCGUCGCUCCGGCGAGCUGAUAGGCGACCUGCGCACGGCCGCCGCGCCGCUCGCCGCCGCCGCCGACCCCGCUGUUGCCGCUGAGCUGGCGAGGGAAUUAGAGCAGGCUACGGCCAAGUAUGAUGAUACCAGGAGCCAGUUGACGCAGCUGUGUGAUAAAUACAACCGCGCCGUGGACCUGUGGAAGCGGUACCGCUCGGCCGCCAGCGCCGUGAGGGCCUUCGCGGAGUUCCAGGAGGGGCGGCUGCACGCGCUGCGGCCUGCUGAUGCACCCGCCACUGCACAGGCCUGUUCCGAGCAAGAGGCCCGCGUCACCGAGCUGCGCUCCCUAGCCGCUCGCGUGGCCGCCGAGACGGGGUCCCGGGCUCUCCAAGCCGACGCGGACGCACUGGCCCGGCGCCUGCAACUGGUGUCCGGGGCAGUGCAGGCGCUGGCUGAUCUGGGCGAGGCGCGACAGCUGGCCCGGGGCAAAGCGGAGCUGGCGAGGGAACAGCUGUGCGGGAUGAGACAGGACUUGGCACCAGUGGACGAAGAUGGCGAAAUAGUGGAAAACAAACUAAUAGCUUUACGACAGAACCUCAUAGCUCUUGGCAAGAGUGAGGGUGAUAUUGCACCGGCCAGGGCAGAGCUUCCUGACAUCGACCGGGAUGUCUCUGAUGAACACUCCAUCGUGAGGAUCCUGGAGCUGUGGCAGGCCAUGUUCAGGGACACCUUCCUACACUACCACAGACUGUCCACAGCGCUGAUAAGAUCUGGAGACGCUGCGACAGCCCUAAGACUAUGGCACGAAUAUCUCAUAGACCUCCAGUCUUUCCUAUCAAGCUCGGUUCCGGCUGACUACGAAAACCUCACAGAACACAGACGGCUAUGCAGGGUCCACAGGAACCUGUUGGCGUCUCAACGAUCAGUGCUCAUGCUGGAGAGUGAGAAUAGGGAGACCAGGAAUAGAGAUCUCGUGAAUAAGUUUGAUACGCUGACGAAUCUACACAAUGAGACGUUGGCGAAGAUUGUGGAGCGACAUGACGAGGUGUGCUCGCGGAUAGCGGCCUGGGAUGACUACAGGGAGAUCUACACAGAACUACUGCGGUGGCUGAAGGACAUAGAGAGAGAGAAGGAGAAGAUGCAGCUCCGAUACAUCCACAUCAAGAGAAUACACAAAAUCCUCGACAAAAUACAGAAUCUCGCGGAGAAAGUGCCCGAAGGCCGCAAGCAGACCGAAAAACUGUUUGAAUACCUUAAGAAAGUUCUCGAAUUUACAGAGGAGGCCUACGGAACAUCAGUAAGGAUGGAAUACGCUGGCAUCGUCAAGCGUGUAGACAACCUGCAAGCCAGUCUCGAGACCUGGCGAGACUUCCUCACAAGAAUCCUCGGACUAAUAGAAGAAUACGAGACAACAACCAGCGAACUUCACAAACUGUUCUCGAAGACACAAGACGAGGUCCUCUCCUACUCCGACGAAGAUCGCCUGUCGCGGCCCGAGCUGAAGAAGGCCGUCAAUAAAUACACCGAGCUGAGGUCGAGAGUUGACCGCACGGAGAACAAGAUCGAGGCUCUGAGUGUAGUACAAGAGCAGCUGAAGGAGUGCCUCAGCCCGCAGGAUGCCCGCGGCGUGGCCCAGCGAGUCUGGCAACUGCGCCAGUCCAGGGCCGACCUCGAGCACCAGCUCACCAUCAUCAUACACCGACUUCAGGAGAGACUAGAGAUAUACACCAUCUUCGACUCGAGAUUAACCAGAUUCUCUGAAUGGCUGACGACGGUAGAAUCAAGGCUGGAAAGCUCGAGCCAAUCCAGCGAAAUCGGAGCCAUGGACCCUCAAGAUCUGAUCAGAAGAAUAAACUCCGAAGUGCAGUCGGAAACUGCAUUGAAAGAACGCGAGUUCGAGUGGCUCACUGAAACUGGUGGCGUUCUAGUCGAGCUGUCGAAGAAGGACGAGAAGUCUUACAGCAAAAACACCAACAAACACAUCAAAGAUGUCCAAGUGCGCUGGUACCGACUGCAGGAGAACGGCCGCGCCAGGAUAGCCAAGAUCAACGAGUUGCUCGAAACUAUCCUACAACUGGAGGAGAGGCUCACGGAAAUAAGACUCAAACUCCAUGAAGUUGAAUCCAGACUAACUUCGCCCAUCGUCUUAGAACAACUGACGACCAGAGCCGUCGACGAGAAAUUCCAAGAACGCGAUGACAUACAGAAGACUAUUGAGAACGAGAGCGGAGAAGUCGGCGAAACGCUCAACCUCUGCGAGUUGGUGUUCAACGACCCCGACGUAGGCCGAGGCAACUUCGACCUGCGCAACCUGCGCACCGGCGUCGACAUCGUCGAGAAGAAAUGGAAGAACAUCUGCGACUUGUCAGAACAACGUAACACCACACUCAAACAAAUCCGAAAAUCCGCCGAACUCACGCACUCCUUACUACCUAAAGUGGAAAAGAAAUUGGACUCUGUGGAGAAACGCGUGGAGAAAAUCGAGACGCGGAAACAGCGCGGCGAAUCUGACGACGAGACGUUAAACAAAGCUGUCCAAAAAGACUUAGACAACAUGGAAGGCGACGUCAGUAAAUUAGAAGAAGCGUAUAGUCGGAUAGCGUCAGCCCGUAGCUUAGAGCUGCGUGGUUCAGCGGCGGACGUCACGGCGUGCGUGCGGGCGUCCGUGCGGCGCUGGCAGCGGCUGCGCGGGCGCGCGGGGGCGGCGGGCGCGGACGUCCACAGACAGUUUGUUGCAGCUCAUGGGCGGGCGGUCGUGGCGCUGGCGGAGGCGGAUGUCAGACUGACUAGAGCGUUGCAUCUCGCGCCCGCGCCGCUUGAUAAGGCGGCUACGUUGAUGGAGCUGGAGGGCGUGGAGCAAGACGUCCGCGAAUGUUCAGCGCUAGUCUCUGAAGCCGACCGCCUCGCCGCCGCCUGCCUCGAGGCGAGUGGCCAGGCCAGUGGGCAGGCCAGUGGACAGGCCAGUGGACGGGCGAGUGGCGUGGCGGAUAUGGCGGCAGAGUACCGCGCGCUGUUAGCAGAUGUGCUGGCCAGACUGGCCGCUGCUAGGGCUGAAGUAGUUACUGAUGUGGAUAGCGCUGUGCAGGUGGACACCCUGCGCUGGCAGACGGACGCGUCCUUACAAGUGGACACGCUCACCUCCAAGGAAACCUACAGAAUAGAACUCAACGAGGCCGUCAAAGAGGCUUCCGACUCCCUAGAGGCCUUACGAAACGCUCUCAUCCAACAACCUAAAGACAACGCAACAGGAGAUGAACUGGCUGUAGCAGCCAAAGAAAUCGCCAAGGCUGGGGCCAAGCCCGCCCAACCUUUAGAGUUGGCCAAACAUUUGUCAGAAUUGCUGCUCACAGAAUGCGAUGCGACGGAAGAUGAAGCUAUGAUGAAGGAAGUGGAAAGCUUGGUGCUGAGGUACGAAGAUCUGCUAGCACAAGCGAAGAAACGGGAACUACAGAUUAACAACUUACGGUUGCCACACUCUGCCUCCUACGCGCUAACGUGCGACCAUGAGGCAGGCCGCAUCACGUGCCCGCUCUGCUCGGAGCGCAACUGGCGUCAACUGGACAACGACCUCUGGCGGCUGGAGCAGUGGCUGCAGUUCGCGGAGGCCACUGAAGCCGCCCGGAGUGAGCCCCCCGCUAGCUAUGAUGCGCUGGAGGACGCUAUACAGGACCACCGCGAGUUCCUCCUCGACCUGGACUCCCACAAAUCCCUCGUCGUCUCCCUCAACGUAGUCGGAACCCACGUUGCAACGCACGCGGCCUGCACCCGGGCCGGGGACGAGCUGCGCGCGCGCCUGGCGCGGGACAACCGGCGCUGGGACGCGGCCUGCGCCCGGGCCGCUGACUGGCACGGGAAGCUGCAGGCUGCGUUGGUGCAUAAUCAGCAGUUUCAUGAUAUUGUCGUCGAACUAGUAACCCGCCUAGCCGCCGCCGAACGCAACGUUCGCGCGCGCGAGCCGCUCCGCUUAACCCGCGCGCCUACAGAGCUGUCGCGUGACUUCGCGCGCUUCUCCGCGUUACGCGACGAGCUGGCGGCGAGCGAGCCGCGCGUGCUGGCGCUACACGACGCGGCGCAGCUGUUGCGCGGCGGUGAGGUGCCGGGGAAUGCCGAGGAGAUUUGUAAACGUCUGGGCGAGCUCCGCCUGCGCCUGCAGUCGCUGCGCAAGCUGACGGCGGUGUACGCGCUGCGCCUCGGAGCCGCCUUGUCCCGCGCCGCGCCGCCCGCCUCGCUGGCGGCCGCGCUGGCUACUGCUGCGCCGCAGCUUCUGGAGGAGGAAGAAGACCAGAUGUCCACCAUGAACCUGCCGCCACUCUCCGAAGAAGAUGCGGCCGUCACUGAAGAAGAGACCGACCGCGACAUCUCGCGACUACAGCGGGGGCUGCGCUUCGUGUGCCGCGUGGCGCGCGCCUCGCUCCCCUUCCAGGCCAUGUUACUGCUGCUGCUGGGCGCCGCCGCCUGGGCCCCUAAUGCACACUCCGACUGCCGCACCCCAGGGCUCGCCUUCGAGCCCGUGCUGAGAUACCCUGAUGGACCACCCCCACUCUGAUUGCGAAAGAAAAACGAAUAAUUUUGACGAUAGAUCUGAUAAGCUAGUGGUUUUGAGGCCUUAAUCUUCUCUCUCCUAGAUUAAGGCGCGUGCAGAUACUGAUGGUUACAGCGAUUGUUUAGGUUAUAUUGUAAAUGAAUGACGGAUCAAUGCACAAAGGCUGGUUCGCUGUAAGCGUCAGUGUGUGCAAAAGCCACGGUUUAGAAGUCAGUCAAAUUGUAAAGCGGGCUCGUCGCCGCGACGGCGGCGAGUCACUCACAUUCCAUUUGAACGGUGCUACGCCAAGUUUAGACGGAACGCGACCGCCGCAUGUAAAUAUAAAAUGUGUACUCGAAUUUUUGUAUAUUUGUUACGUUGGUUAUUUAUAUAAAGACAGCUUAGCCGCGGCGGCGCCGGCGAUCUAGCGCCAAAUAUUAAUAUAAAAUAAUAAAGAAUGUCUAUUUAUUUACAUUUGUGGAAGGCGCGAGCACAAAUAGCUUUCGAACGUACACGCAUUGUUACUUAUUACUGUAUAGAUGUAAGGACUGUACAAUAAAAGUCAAAAUAAAGCCUUUGCAUUGAUAAAAAA